AUGAAGAAAAAUGUAAACAAAAAAGAAUUUCUGCCAAGUCGGAGUUAUGUUUCACCAGGAGCCACAGAACCAUUCUUGAGUGGAAGUAAUUCAAAUUACGUUGAGGAAAUGUAUUAUGCUUGGCUUGACAAUCCAAAAAGUGUGCAUAAGGUAAUGCUAUAUAUGUAUAUAUAUAUAAUUUACUAGGACAUUUCCACAGCUAAAAAUCUGAAGUUUGAUACACAUUGUGGCUUGAGCCUAGCUUCCCUGAGCAAAAUUCCCUUUCCUGUUUUAGCCCUCUGUGCAUUCCUUGACUACUCAGAAGUAAAGCCCACCAUGCUCUCUUUUAUAUUUAGAAUUGAAGCAUUUAUUUUAUAUUGGUGAACAUAUGUGAAUUUGCUUGAAUUAAAUUGGGUUCUUGCAACCAUUCAUUCCAAGUAGUCAGAUAGACAGCUUUUGAAAGUACUCAAAAGUAGUGCUCACAAAAAAAUAUUAUUCUCCUUACAAGAGCAAAUGGAGGGGGAAAGUGCAUGGUAGGCUCAGGACUGCAAUAUCUCAAGGAUCUCCCCAUAUAUACCGCCCCAGACCCUGCAGUCAUCAUCUGAGGCCCUUCUUUGUGUGCCACAAGUGGGGCAUUUGUGGGGAAUGCUCUCCCCAGGGAGGCUCACCUGGUGCCUUCAUUGUAUCUCUUUAGGUGCCAGAUGAAAAUGUUUCUCUUCAGCCAGGCGUUCAGCUCUGGCUUUAAAAGUGUGUUUGUGGGAGGGGGGUAUUGUUUUGUUUUUGUUUUAUUAUGUAUUUUGUAUUCUCAUUUUGUAUUUUUCUGUUGUGAACAAUAUUCUGUUGUGGAUAUUCAUAAUAUCAUCUUUAUUAAUGUUUAACAACAACAACAACUGGUAAUAGGCAGGAGUUCAUCCUGCAGGCCAGAUAGGCCACUUGAGCACCUCAGAACUGUCUUUUCAGUUCAGUGCCCUGGCAGGCAGGCAGGCAGGCAGGCAGGAAGCCAUCAUGGAAUGGGUUCAUUUCUGCCGCCAUUUCCCUCUCCGCCAUGGGGGGUUAUGGGAAGCCAUAGCAUAGCACAGGGUCCCCAACCUGUGGCCCAUGGAGGCCCCUGAACUGAGCCACCCGCUGGGCAAGUCCCCACCCGCUGUGCUAAACCAGCGUAGCACGGUGCGGGGACUCUCUUCUGCGGCUCCGGAAAUCGAUUCUGCGCAUGCCCAGACGCCAGAAAUCGUGUCUCUGUGUGUCUGCAGUGCCAGAAAUCGCUUCUGCGCAUGCCCAGAUGCCGAAAAUCACUCCUGCACAGAUGUGAUUUUCGGUGUGUGGGCAUGCGCAGAAGCCUUUCUGGUGCUGCGGAUAUGCGCAGACACGAUUUCCGGCGUCACACUGCGCUGGCCCGGCCCACGGAGGAUCUCCGUGGGAGUGAUCCGGCCCAUGCCCUGUAAGCCCUGCUGACCCCUGGCAUAGCAUAAUCUUCACUUAGGGAUCUGAGUCAACUGGAAAUGGAUUGCCAGGUUUCUGCAGAACAUGGCUGCCAGAAUUUUCACUGGUAUAGCCAGGAUUUUUCAUGCUGCACCUUUCAUGAAAGAAUAGCGUUUGUUCCUCAUUUGCUCCUGAGUCUUCUUUAAGCUCCUGGUGCUUUCUCUUGAAGCCAGCUUUGAGAUGGGGUGCUUCCUUGGGCAUCUGGGUCCUUGUCUUAAGAUUUUCUGCAGGGGCCUUUCUUUGAGUACCCUCUGCAGCAGAGGUUCAUUAUGUAUUUAGAAAGUAGAGGACUUUUUUGUGAUGGUGCUCCAAAGAAACAUUUCUGCACUGAUGUUACAGUCUUUUUAGUGUCAGGCAGUGCUUUUUUUCCCUAGAAAAAUAGGUGCCGGUACUCACCAUGAAGUUGUUACAGUAAGUGCCAUACAUUUUAACAACAACAAAAAAAAAGAGGUGCCAGUACUGUAUACUCUUGAGUACCCCUUGAAAAAAAGCACUGGUGUCAGCUUACCUUUGUAUUCCUGCCAGCAUUUUAGAUGACCUUUUGGUUAGAACUGCUUUACCCUAGUCUUAAUUGUGUUUUAUUUUUGUCUGCUUCUUAUCCUGCUUGUUGUUACUUUAAUAAAAAUAGUGUGUUAAAAAUAUGUGAGUAGUUUUAUUCACGGUUUUGAACAUCUCCUUGGAAUCUUUUGAGGAAGGGCAGCUCAGAAAUAUUUUAAGUAAAUAUACUGAUACAGAUGUUUGUGUCACUGCUGGACAGAGAUAGUGGGCCUGCAAGCCAGACCGUGCAAUAGUCCCUCCUGUGUCACUAUUGCAGAAGACAGUGGGUUGGUUUUUUAAAAAGUUACUGCUAAAUAUUGUGAUAAUUUGUGUGUUUGAUUCUCUCUCUCUCUGUCUUUGCAUGUGUGUGUUUCUAUGCUUGUGUGAAUACAUGUGUUUUAAAGCUGUGGCUUGCUUUUGGAUAUCGUCCUAGGUGUUUUGUAACUGGUGAUUAACAGGACAAAAAUAAAUGGCUUGGGCUAAUAAAGCUAAGGGAUGAACGUCAGUGGAGAUAAAUGGAUAUAAAAAGCAUGGUAUAGAGCUAAACUGAAAACACUUCGUUAAAAGUUGUCAGAAGCAAGGCUUGUAAUCACUUGGAGCUUUAAGGUUGAGUAACUUUCUGUCACCUUGCCCAGGUUACUGGAUUUAUUAAAAGUAUCAAUAAAGCUGGUUAGAGGAACUUUGUAUAUUUAAGCCAAGUAAGAGUAAACCCAUGUAAUGAAGAGCCUGGCAGUGCUAAGGCUCGUUUAAAAACAAUAGGUCAAAGCAUCACAUAAAUACAGCUGAAUCAGUUAGCAAAUGAUUUGUCAAACAUGAUUUUUGACUGUAUUUUUUUUUUCUACUAGCAUUUGCAUGCUAGCAUGUAACUGCAUUUUCUGCUACAGUCCAAAGCUAUACCUCCAGCCUGUAAAAACAUACAUGGAAGUCAGUCCUGCUGAGCUCAGAGAAAGGCACGUUCAAGCCUGAUGCCUGACAAUUAAAAAACAAUCCUGCUCCACAAUAUGCUCAUUUGAAUGGUGCACCUACACCUAAUAAAUGCAAUGUUCGCAUACCCAGCCCAUAGAGUCCUAGUUACACACGUAAGUGUAACACUCCAGUUUAAACAAAAUGACAAGUGUGUGGAACCCUGCACAAUUUUGUCCAAUUAUGUCCCUCAUGUUUGAGCUAGACCUUACUUUAUUUAGAUGAUUUGUAUUCUACUCUCUGUAUGUCUUCCAGAGUGGCCAAUGUAAGCUUUGAUUGUAUUUUUUUUUAAUUAAAGCUUACGUUGGCCAUAUAAGUGUGUGUGUGUGUGUGUGUGUGUGUGUAUGUUUUGAUCUGUUGGCAGACAACAAUAAAACAAUAACAAACAAGGUUGCCACUUUUGCAGCAGUAGAUCGAAAAAUUCACUGCAAUUUUCUAAAAAUCUAUACCCUGAAUUGCAAAGACCAUCCGCAUAGUAUUUUGAUGUUAAUCUCAGUUUGUUUUUGGUAAUUUUUAGUGUUAUAUAUUAGUGCUAGGUUUUCCCCCUGCUUCCCUAGCAGGAGUUUAGAUCUGCUGCCAACUUGGUAUUGUAGGUACUUCUACUGUUCCGGUGUUUCAUAAUGGCCAUUGGGCAACAGGCAAAUAAAAUCUCUCACACCUACUAAGAGGACUGCAGUCCUAAGCACUUUACCAGGAAAUAGGUGCCCAUGGGAGUAACAUCUGAGUAAACAGAUUUCGAAUUGGGCUGUAACCUAGAAAGCAUUUUCUAGAACUACCUUUUCCCCAGCUGAUCUUUUGGGUUAGCUUUUCUUACAGUGCUCUUUGCUCUUUCCUCUCUUGUCCCUACUAAUCCUUUGCUCCACUAGUGCAAAGUAGCAUCUGAAAUGACUCUAGGAAUGAAAUGAUACAAGCCCCGAGAAAGGUGUCAUUAUUUCUGCUCAUAGAAUGGUGUCAGGGCCAUAGAUCAUAAAGAAGAGACUUGACAAGGCUCAGCUAUUGCUAUCACAAGAUUAAUUGAAAAAAACUGCUUGGUUGUCUAUUGAAUACACAACAGUUGUCAUGUUUUCCUGUAUGCAACCAGUCUACCAUGAGAGCGUAAUGACUUCCUUGAUAUUGUUUGCUUGGAGAUGAGUGCUGGGGUUUUUUUUUUAAAAAAAUAAUAAACAAGUUAUUAUACCUAACACUCAACAGUCAUAAUGGUUAAAAGCCAAACAGCUAACAUUGCAGUGUUUUAGUCAUCACCACUGGGCAGUAAGAAAACAUAACUGAAAUACACGAAAUCAGCUUUUCAGGGGAGCCAUUCUUAACACUGGAUUUUAUAAACAGUUGUAUUCUGGCUCCAGGCUUCAGUCCUAAUCCCAAUCUGCACUGUUGGAGGGGUUGAUGAUUCAGCAGAUGUCCUUGUCUGCUGGCCUGUACCGGUGGUGGUGUUCCACUUCUAGAGACCGCUGCUGCAGCCGCAGGAAGUACAGUGGAGGAAGCACUACGCCCAACAGUGUUCUAUGGCCCAUAGAGGGCCUAAAUAUGGGGUGUUAGCGGUUUGGAAAAAGCCAGAGCUGAGCCAGACAUGGAUCUACUGGAUUUUAAACUGGGCCAGCACCUGGAAAGGGGGCUUUGCUGUGCCGGCCUAAAAUUGGUACAGUGAAAAAAAUAAUCUGCCCACUUCCCACCCUUCCUGGCCAGCUUUCUCACUUAAAAUGUAUGUAUGAUGUGACCUUCAUAUGCUGUUUCAUAUUGCUCGCUUUAAUAAUAAUAAUAAUAAUAAUAAUAAUAAUAAUAAUUUAUAUCCUGCCCAUCUGGCUGGGUUUCCUCAGCCACUCUGGGCAGGUUACAACAUAUGAAAACAACAAAACAUCAAACAUUAAAAAACAAGAUAUUCUAUACAAGCAACAAACAAACCAAUAAAUCAACAAAAACCAAUAACAAUAAUAACAAACAGUUUACAGUUAUACCCAAAUUAAAGUAACCACCAACCCCAACUAAACAUUUAACCAACACCAACCUGACAAAAAUGAAACAGAGGAGCCAAAAUUAGAACCUUUUAAAACAUUUUAGCCAGUUGCCCCAACCCUAGGAAUUGAGCCAGCAAUGUCCCUCCAGCCUCCCAGGAGCGUCUUUUAGCUGUUCAAGGUGAGUCUGGGCCCCUCCCUCUAGGUCAGGUAUAAAUAUGCCUGGCAGCAGGGAGCAGGUCUUUCUUCCAGCACUCAGGCAGCAGCACUUUAGAGCACAUUGCACAAAUGUUGGGGGCAUUUACAAAAUAUAGGACAAUACAGAUGAGUAGAUUGUGUUCCUUAUGGUCCAUGAUUUCGGGAGCUUUCUGACAGCACAGUCCCUCCCCCCAAAUUUUAUUAGUAUACUGACUUGUUUAAAUCAGUAGUUGUUCGCACCAGGUCUGAAAAAAAGGAUCUUGUAAGCCAUCUUGCUACCUAAGACUUACCUUUGAACUAUUUUUGUCUUAUCACUGAGACCUGCAACAAAAUGUUGCAGUGUAUCACUAAUCCCUAAGAAGAAUGCUCUUGCAGGGCUCCAGGCAGCUACAAAGAGGAGCCCCAUAGUACAGUGGUACCUCAGGUUACAUACACUUCAGGUUACAGACGCUUCAGGUUACAGACUCCGCUAACCCAGAAAUAGUGCUUCAGGUUAAGAACUUUGCUUCAGGAUGAGAACAGAAAAAGUGCUCCGGUGGCGCAGUGGCAGCAGGAGGCCCCAUUAGCUAAAGAGGUGCUUCAGGUUAAGAACAGUUUCAGGUUAAGAACGGACCUCCGGAACGAAUUAAGUACUUAACCUGAGGUACCACUGUACUUUGAGUGGGGGUGGUAGUGAAAUAUUGGUUUAAGAGCUAGAUAAUAGAGAGGGAUAGCAAAAAGAAUUAGGGACAAGGAAAUGAAGGGAUUGAAUUUAUCACCUGUAUUGUUUUCUUUUCAAACUUCUUAGGGCUAUAAUAGCUUUCUAUUUCCUGUUUCCCCCGCUUCUUCCUCUCUCUUUCCCCCCCACCCUGUCUAGUCAUGGGAUUUAUUUUUCCGAAAUGCUACCGCUGGAGCCCUUCCUGGACAAGCCUUUCAAAGUCCUUUACCGGACCUUUCAGGAAGCAGAACAUCCCUUGUCCAAAGCCAUGGACUGACAAAGUCACCUGCGAAAGCCGAGAAACUGGUUGAGGAUCAUCUGGCUGUGCAGUCAUUGAUCAGAGCAUAUCAGGUCAGUGUACAGAAAUUCGCCUGCAGCAGCUGAGGGUGUUUGCUUAAAACAGCGUUUUGUAAAUAAUACGCAGCUAAGGAGCCGCUUCUUCAUAGGUGUUUAAGGGCAUUUCCACACAACACUUUAUUCUGGACUCAGAGCUGUUUGUGCAUACAAUAUUUUGCAUCAUCCACAUCCUCCCCCAAAUGAAACAUUUUUGGUUUGUGAAUCCCCUUAAAUUUCUAUUCUUAUAGAUUCUUUGUCAAUGCUAAUCUAAAAAGCAACCAGAAUAUUGUCAGACAAGUGAUUUGCACGGGACCCCCUGACUAAUUUUUUUAAAAAUUGAACUGUUUUCGCGGCUGUUGUGUAUUGCUCUCUGAAUGAUAAAUUAGCAUGCUGCAAUAACUCCCGCUAACUUUGCUUUAUACACACAUACUGUCAAUGUGUGUAUUAAUUGGAGGUUUUUGAUAUGCAGAAGGCCUUUUUGUUACAAAAUACAGCCAAAACAAAUGACUUGCAUUCUGUCAUAGGAGAAUCGCCAUUUAUUAAAAAGAUGAAUUAGCAGAAUAUCAUUGAAAUGUUGUACUAUAUGCAGAAUUAUUGUUUCUUCUGUCUUUAUUUUUCCCCCUUGGACUUUGCAAUUAGUCAUGACAAAAGCCGAUUAAAAAAAUAAAAGGUCUGUGGAAAAUAUUUGUGGGAGAUCUUUACUGCAUGCUUACUUUAUGCUGUCUGUUUCUGCCUAGUACUGAGAAUUAAGGACUGUAUUUGCCUAAAUUGUUGUGCAACGAUCCCUACUAGUGCAGCAGGACUCUCCCACCCCAUCCCCCAAACUUGUUCUUGAGAAUUCAGAGAAUUCCCAGAACAGUGCAUGGUGGGGGAGUAGAGGGAAUAUUGUUCUGUUUGGCAAGCAGAAAUGCUUGCACUGGUGGAUUUAUCUCCUUAGUGCUACUUUGACUGCAACUCUGAAUUUUUAAAAAUAAAAAAUAAAUGUUUGCAACAAUUGGCCUUAAGUAAGAAGAGCCCUGCUGAAUUGGAUCAAAGGUCCAUUUAAUGACACGUGCCAUGGGAGCCAACUCCUAGGGGCCAAGGUCCCUUCAGCCUCCGCAAUAAAAUAUUUGAGGGGGACACCCCCCCCCAAGUUGAUGAACAUUGCCAUUCAAAGGUGUAUGUGCACCGCAUCAUGUGAUCAAUUAUGCUUACCUUCCCCCCCAAUAAGGGAUGCGGGUGGCGCUGUGGUCUAAACCACUGAGCCUCUUGGGCUUGCCGAUCAGAAGGUUGGUGGUUCGAAUCCCUGCGACGGGGUGAGCUCCCAUUGUUCGGUCCCAGCUCCUGCCCACCUAGCAGUCCAAAAGCACGUCAAAGUGCAAGUAGAUAAAUAGGUACCGCUCCAGUGGGAAGGGAAACGGCGUUUCCAUGUGCUGCUCUGUUUCGCCAGAAGCGAACAGAAUUGGAUAAAAUUUAGGAACACUUGAACAGGACUAACACACAGUUGCAAGUGUGAACCGUGUGCUAAACUAUGCUCUUCAUUUCACAUUGCUCAACAAUGAGUUCCAGCAGGUCUGAAUGGGACCAGGGCAUGAGCCAAGUGUGCAUCCCCUUAAAUGCUCCCCAGAAUCCUCUGCAGCUUGUAGGGGCAUUUCAGCAGAAGGAUCUGCAAAGUGUUCAUUCAGCUUUUCUACACUGAAAAGCAUGGCUUUAAUAGAGCAAGCUUCAACAAGUGUUGGAGGUGUAAAGAGAAGGAGGGCACUUUUAUCACAUGUGGUGGAAUUGCAAAAGAAUCAAAAACUAGUGAGAAAUGAUUUAUAAUGAAAUGAAAAGAAUGUUUAAGAUAACUUUUGUUAAAAGACCAGAAGCCUUCUUGCUAGGUAUUACAGGUCAAGAGUUGCCAAAAGAGUGGAAAAGACUAUUUAUGUAUGCUACAACAGUGACUAGGAUGUGACUAGCCCAAAGAUGAAAAGACAACAAGAUACCAACAAAAGAAGAAUGGCAAGAAAAACUGAUGGAGUAUACUGAAAUGGUGAAACUAACUGGAAAACUAAGAGACAAGGACAAUAGAGACUUUAAGGACUGGGAACCGUAUAUGUUAUAUUUACAGAAAUAUUGUAACGAAGUGGACUCACUAGCAGGGUUUGAGUAAACACAGUUAAGAAAACAAGCAUGAAAGUAAAGAUGUAAGAAUGGGAAAAUAAUAAAGGGCAAGGUGUAAAAUGAAAAAGUAUGGUACAAAAGUGAGAAGAUUGCAACAAUAUCAAAUUAAAAAAUUAAGGUAGAAUAAACAGACAGGAUAAGUAAAUAUUUAAAGAACCAGAAGAGGAAGUUGAAGGAAGUCAUGGGGGGUGGGUAGGGAUUUAGAUAUACUUUUUGUGAUAAAAAUGAUUGUGUUGAAUAUAAAAUUGUAAAACAAUAAAAAUUAUUUAAAAAAGAAAAAGGAAAGCAUGGCUUUAAGGGAUAUAGUUUUUCUCCAAAUAAGUUUCUGUCCAAGAAUUUUUAGCUCACUGAUAGUUCCUGAAAACUGCAGUGGCAAAACAAGAUUCCUUCAGGGCUGCAAGCAAGCUUACUCAGGUUUGUUCAGGUGACUUGGUGAGGCUCUCUCAUAUGUGUGUGUGUAUUCUUCAGCUUCUCAUUACUUAUAUGCAAUAACAGAGAGAUCAGCCGGAACUCUUUACAUCUUUUGAAUCAAGCACUCAUUUUUCAAAAUAUUUUUUCACUAAAAAAAGGGGGAAAUUGACAUUCAAGCCACUUAUAUACUGAACAAGCUAAGAGAAAUGCACAUGCAGGGAGACUGCCUUGUAUGGUAGGCUGGUUAGGUAUAUGCAUCAUCUGCUGGAUCAGGAACCACAGGCAUAAAUCUCAUGUGCAUCUAAGUGUGGGUGCCAUCUAUUCAUGCUACACUGCUUUUCAGUUGGAUGAGCACCCAAUCCCCAUCUGCCAGCGCUGGCCACACUUCUUUAAAAUAACAGCUAGAUUUGGAUUGGGAUAUCAUGAUUAUUUUUUAUCAAGGUGUGUAGCAGAGGGAGUAUUGCAUUUGACCAGUAAGGCGGGAUGAAUUUUUUUUACUUACUGUUACAUUUUCCCUACUGAAGAACUUGCAUUUUUAGAAAUGAAUACAAUACCAGUAAAAUAAAUAAAAGUUGCAAAUAAUUGUUCAGAUGAUGAUCCCUAUGAAGCACAUAUAUUUAUGUGCAUAGUUCUUUGGCAAAGGUUUUUCUGUUUUAUGAUUAAUUUUAAUUCAUUUUAUACUUUUUGUAUAUACUGCUUAGAAACUACCAUAAUUAAGCCUAUAUUCAGCAAUUAAGCAGCAGUUAAGCAGGCAGAUUUGCUGCAAGAAGAUGCGGUGACAGGCACUAGCUUGAAUGGCUUUAAAAGAGCAUGCAAGACAUGAAUAGAGAAUAAGUCCAACAAUUAUAACAGCCAUGAUGGCUACAGACAAUCCUCUCUGUAUGCCUCUGAAUACCAUUUUCAGGGGUGGAACAACAGGGAGGAGCUGUUGCCUUCAGGCCCUGGUUGUGGGAUUUGGACAAGAAUAUGGUUGACUUCUGUAUGAAACAGCAUGUGGCAAGGGUGCCAACUUGAAUAAAAUAUUGGGGGGAGAAAGGUAAAGGUAAAGGUACCCCUGACCGUUAGGUCCAGUUGCGCGCUCAUCUUGCUCUAUAGGCUGAGGGAGCCGGCGUUUGUCCGCAGACAGCUUCCAGGUCAUGUCGCCAGCAUGACUAAGCCGCUUCUGGCGAACCAGAGCAGUGCACAGAAAUGGCGUUUACCUUCCCGCCAUUUAUCAACUUGCACUUUGUGCUUUCAAACUGCUAGGUUGGCAGGAGCAGGGACUGAACGGGAGCUCACCCCGUCACGGGGAUUCAAACCGCCAACCUUCUGAUUGGCAAGCCCUAGGCUCUGUGGUUUAGACCACAGCGCCACCCGCGUUUAGACCAGAAUUACUUGAGUGUAAUUGUUUUAGGAUCUCUAACAAUUCUGAACUUCUAACGCCACUGUAGACAGGCUGUCCACAGUUUGAGCAUUCUUUAAGGCAUGUUAUUACCUAUUUUUUUUAAGCAGGGUGAUGAGGGGAAGAUAACUUUCUUUGGCCACUUUGUUCUUCUAGAAAAAUCAUAUGCAUUGAAUGUAUAUUUUUUUAGGCAACAACCGUUUUACGCUUGUUCAAUAUGUGCGUGACCAUAUUGCCGCAACCUGGAACUGGCUAGAAAAUGAUUCUAUGGGUGAGCUGUGGGAGGGCACAAAACUGGUGAGCUCUCUCUUUUGAGUCACAAUGUUUUCUUCUUUCCCUUUCAUACUGCCUUUCUUACCCACUUCAACCUAUGCAGAUCCGUGGACACCAUGUGGCUCAGUUGGAUCCCUUAGGAAUCUUGGAUGCCGACCUGGAUUCAUUCAUCCCCUCAGAUUUAAUCACUACUAUAGAUAAACUAGGUGAGAAUUUUAACUCCUUGGCAGUAAAUUAAUAUCCACGGUGAGGAGCAUGUCUCAUGUUUUAAGUGCAACAGGCAGUCAGGUGAGCACUGCAAAACUGCAUAGUCGCUCCUGUUUGCAGCGGAGCAAGCAACUCGUCUUUAAUGAGAGAGUCCUCUAACUUUAUGUAUUAUUUUAUGUUAAAUUGUUACAUAUAUGAGGAAGAUGUGAAAAUGGCAUUUUCAUUCUCGUUAUAAAAGCACAAGUGGCCAACAUAGUUUUAAAAAUGAUUAUUUGCAAGAACUUGGCAUGAAUUUUAAGAGAUGUUGCAAAACAAAUGCCUGGCUCCUAAAUGCUGAUAGGUUAAUAAAAAUGGGCAUGAAAAUAAGGAUGAAACACACACACAAAAAGGCAAAGAUACAACAAGAAUGCAUGUGUGUUCAUGCCAAGGCUAUUAGACUUCAUUGGUUCAUCUCCUGUUAACUUGCAUCUUUAAGAUACCUUGAAAAAUUUUGCCCUCAAAGUUUCUGAUAUUUUCAGGUAUGUACCAAAUUGCAUUAUUUGUAUCUUAAGGCCACCAAAUUAAUGAGGUAUAUGUGGCUCUGUAGAGUCAAUGUUUGAGUUUUGAACUUUUGUUCUUGCCUUCUCACUAAUAAUGUGUAUACCACAGGGUUUUAUGGCUUAUAUGAAUCUGACUUGGACAAAGUGUUCCAGUUGCCCACAACCACCUUCAUUGGAGGCAAUGAGACCAUGCUUUCCUUACGAGAGAUCAUCAAACGGUUGGAGGUAAGUACAAUGACAUCCUGUAUCAUUGAUUCCUCCUAAAGGGAGUUCAGUUGUCCAGUUAUCAAUCUUCAUUCCCUGGAGUUGUAUAAAAUACAGCAUGCUGGAAAAAAAAGAUUAGCAUUAUUUAAUCUUCCAAAUGCUUCAGAUGAACAUUGCAAGGGAAAAGUUAUAUGUGGAGUGCCCUGUUACAGUGUAAGAAGUGCUUCCAACUAGAAAUAAAAAUCAAUGACAUGCCAACAGAAUCUGAGGAUGUCAUGCAGCAGGUGGUAUCAUUUAAGUAUAGACUUGAAGACUUGUCUAAGUUUGAGGAGGUAUUAGUAACCAGAUGAGUGGCUCUGGUCUGAUCAUUUCUUGGACCAGUUGCUAAUGUAGGCCUUCACCUUGGGGGCGGGGAGGACUUUUAAGACGUGGCAUUGGCCACAGUUGAGUUGUUGCUCAUUAUCAAAUUGUGGAAUGCAGAAGAGGUAGAUCUGUUUGGCCCAGUUUUGUUAAUAGAUUCUUAAUCCGGUUUUCCAAGUAAGAGUGCCUUGCGCCAUUUCUGUUUUGAGGGACUUUAGUAAAAGGUAGCUAGGAUUAAACCUGGAGCCUCAUAGCCAAAGUAUAUGGUCCAUUAUGGUUCCUUUGUGUAGUGCAUAUAUGUGUAUUCCUUAUGUAAAUUCUGUUAUUUUGGGGGGAUGUCUAGAAGUAUUUAAUUGAUUUUUACCAGGAAGGCUUGUUAAAACUAAUAGUUUCCAAAUGCUGACUGGUUUAGGUCAUGGGCUUGUGUACUCCUGCAUCUGUACUAGCCCUUAUGAGGAGCUAGUUCCUUGGGUGGAAAGAAAAGUACCUUUUAAGCAUAGUUUAUACUCUGUCUUUGCCACCUUUUAAACAUUUUCAUGUUUUUAAUAUAUCAUUUUACCAUCCAGAACACAUAUUGUCAACACAUUGGGCUGGAAUUUAUGUUUAUUAAUGAUGUGGAACAGUGUGAUUGGAUCCGGCAGAAGUUUGAGACUCCAGGUGUCAUGAAAUUCAGCAAUGAUGAAAAACGGACGUUGUUGGCUAGAUUGGUGCGGUCAACAAGGUAUGUUGGGAAGGAGUGAUAUUGUCAGGGUGCUGUCAGCGGCUCCCAGCUGGCUGCCCAGGAAUUAAAAAGACAAGGAAAAAUUUCUUACAGUCCUUUUUUAUUUCAAUCUUUAUAGAACCCAGCCUCUUGGAUAAUGGUGUUGUCCCAAGUGACUCUCUACCUCCCCCCCCCGUCUUUCCCUCUUUGUCAUUCUCAUCAUCUCCUCUAUGGGUGCCAUUAAGUGCCCUCUGUCUUUGAGCUCUUUGCUCUCCUACUUUUAAGGCUCGCCGGGUUCUGGGAGAUGGAGGAUCUGGAAUGCUUUCUAAUGACAAUGUGUCAGCCGCGUGUUGUUCUGGCUCUUCCAUGAUUUCCCAACUUUCCCCCUCAUCUGCUUCUGAGCUGCGACCACCCUAAACCCCUGUUCUAAAUCUAUACAGUCAUACCUCGUGUUGUGUCUGCUUCAUGUUGCAUCUUUUCGCCUUACGUCCCGCGGCAACCAGAAGUACUGGAACAGGUACUUCCGCGUUCCACCGCUCGCGCAUUCACAGAAGCGCUAAAUCAUGUUGCGCGCGUGCGCAGACAUGGCACUUCUGGAUGCGAAUGCUUCGAGUUGCGGACGUGCCUCUGGGACGGAUUACGUCUGCAACUCGAGGUUCCACUGUACUGUCUUCCUCUUCCUCCUCCCUGGAAGGGUCAGGAUGCAGGGGGACUCAUAUGGAUUCUAGAUGGGUCCAAAAAAUGGUUAGCAUCUCACUAUGUGGGAGUUACAGCCACUGCCUUAAAAUAGUGGUGCAGCCCCUCUUGAAGAGUCCUCCCCUAGCGCCAGAGGUUUUAGAAAACUACUUCUCUAGAUGAAGCAGAUUAUCCAGACCCGUUUCAGUUUCAGGCCCCAUUUUAGCAUUAAAACAGCCUUGACCACCCUGAUUGAUGGCCUUUAUUGAGAAAGUGACAGGGGAGUGCAACUCGGUUGGUUCUCCUUAAUUUCUUAGUGGCCUUUGAAGCCAUUGACCCUGAAGUUCUUCUGGAACUACUCAGGGGGUUAGAAGCUGCAGGCACUACAUUACAGUGCUAUUGCUUCUCCCUUAGGGUCACUACCAGAAAACAGUUCUAGGAUGCUUUGCCCAAAUAGUUAUUGGGCUAUGGGGUCCUGUGUAGAUCUGUUAUUUGCUGGCUUGGGCUGUGGGGAGCUGUAGUUAAAACAUUUGAAUGGCAGUGGGGAAGGAUGUUUUAGUUGCAUUAAAUAAUAAUAAUAAUAAAUAACAUGAAAGCAAGGAGCUGAUAAAAAUAUGGUCAUGUUCUAUUGGCACGCAUCAGUUCAUGAACAUAACCAUUAAGAUUGGUUCUGCUCUAGAACAUUUGGGUAGAUAUUUUAUACUUUGUUACUCGGAUAUAACAUUUGCUUUCUAUGGCAAUGUUUAUAUAGUGAGACAGCAGUAUAUAAUUCCUGCCCAAGUUUAAUUAAAAGAGAAAUGAAUUUGAACCACAUGCUUUUUAAUAAACAGGUUACCAUGGUGUUUGAAUGACAGGCUGUUAACAGUCUGCCACACAGAAUGUUUUCUCAUUUAUCUUCCUGAUAUGUGCACCCCCCCUUUCUCCACAACAUACAUAUUGUGUCCUGCUGUACAUAUUGUGUACUGGUUAACUAGAACGAUUUGCAUAGAAAACUAGGGAGGAGCCUGAUAUAUCCUAUAUAUAUUCAUGCAGAAAAAAUGCUAGGAAGAGGAACGAAGCUCACUGUCUGCCUGUCUUGUUCAGAAUAAGGACUAGAAAGGACUGCCUUUACACUCUGCAAUUUCUAGAGAUGCUAGCUAUAGCAUGGCCACACUCCCAAUAAUGAUAGACAGCUUGUGACAAAAAUCUAAAUAAAAAAUUCUGUAACAGAUAUUUUUUCAUGUUUUGCAUUCAGAUCACGCAAGCUGCGUGUCCUGCAUAAAAUCACUUAGCUUGCAUAUUCUGAACUGAAUAUUUGGGAGUUUUGCCAUUUGCAAAAAGAAAGGGUUAGACAGGAAAGGAGAAUUGGGUCAACAGGAAUGUUGUGCUAAGGGAGAUAAUGAAAGGCUAGGAGUAUCCCUGCUUGUUUCUCAAGGAACUCUGGGAAUUGUAAAGGGGGCUACGUAUUUCUAGAUACUCAGGGUUUCUCUUAACCCAGAAUUUGGGCUACUUUAAACUGCAGUUUCAGCCCCUGGUAUAAGAAAAAUCCUGUUUAGCUUUUUGCUGAUGUCAGUGCUGAUUUUUCCCUUAAAGGUACCCCUGACCGUUAGGUCCAGUCGCGGACGACUCUGGGGUUGCGGCGCUCAUUCCUCUCUAUAGGCCGAGGGAGUUUGUCCGCAGACAGCUUCUGGGUCAUGUUGCCAGCAUGACUAAGCUGCUUCUGGCGAACCAGAGCAGCGCACAGAAACGCUGUUUACCUUCCUGCCAGCGCGGUACCUAUUUAUCUACUUGCACUUUGACGUGCUUUCGAACUGCUAGGUUGGCAGGAGCAGGGAUCGAGCAACGGGAGCUCACCCCAUCGCGGGGAUUUGAACCGCCGACCUUCUGAUCGGCAAGCCCUAGGCUCUGUAGUUUAGACCACAGCGCCACCUGCAUUCCCUGAUUUUUCCCUUAACCAUGGCUGAAUGGUUUUGUGAAUGAGAUUUCCUACAGGGAGCGUGCUCUGGAGGGGAUAGUUUGCUGCCUUUUGUUUAGUGGGGAGCCAGUUUUAAGUGUGCUCACUGAGUAGAUCCUUUGCGUUACCAGGGACCAACACAUAUACCAAUUUCCUCAUCUGAUCACUGAAUCUCAUGUCAAUAAAAGAGAGACUUUGGUUUUAUAACUCAGUAACUUGUGCAUGCUGCUUCAUAGCAUAAUCAGGAACCUAGGUUCAAAAAUUAGUGAUGAGCACUUUGACUCAGUUGCUGGGUGCCAAAUUGAAGAGCUGGAAGUAAUACAAGCAGAGACUGUGCAACUUUGGAUAAUAAAAUGCAGCUUAAAGGAAACUAAAAAGCUGUCAUUCUAUCUCACUUUCACGUUCAGCAGGAAUGAUGGUUCUCAACUGGAGUUGUCACUGUUUAACUUGAGACUGUUCCCAUGUGGAAAGAUUCUCUGUUGGUGUAAAUCAUAACUCCUUGGUUUUACUUGGUCUCUGCUAGAUUAUGCUGUGUGAGGGACUCUGGCCUAAGGUUUUGAUAGCUUCAUGUUAAGUAUCUGUCAAGUCAAAAGAAUAAGGUAUUUGAAUUAAUCACUUCCAAUUUGUACCUUAAGAUUUUAUCAGUUUUAUAAAUAGAGAAAUUCUAAGUAUGCUUACUGGGAACAGACAGCAUAAUCCUAACUCUGUCUAUUUGGCAGUAAAUAUUUGGAAGUACUGAAUUCAUUGGAGCUUAAUUCCAGGAAAGUAUGGAAUUAUAGAAUUGUAAUGUUGGAAGGGACCACAAGGGUUAUCUAGUCCAAUCCCUACAGUGCAGGAAUCUUUUGCCUAAAGUGGGACUUGAACUCACAACCCUGAUAUUAAGAAUCCCAUGCUCUACCAACUGAAAAACUGGGUAAGAUGUAGUCUGUAGACGUGGCACAAUUUUCUAUUUAGGGGCAAUGAGCAUGCUACUGAUGUUUGUUAUGGGAUUUACAACUAAUACUGUAUUGGCCCGAAUAUAAUCCGCACCCGAAUAUAAGCCGCACCUUUAAAAUUCGGGGGGGGGGGAGAAAAAAAUUGGAUUACAGAUGCUUCGGGUUACAGAUGCUUUGGGUUACAAACUCCGCUAACCAGGAAGUGCUUGCUCCAGGUUAAGAACUUUACCCCAGGAUAAGAACGGAAAUUGCACACUAGUGGCGCAGCGGCAGCAGGAGGCCCCAUUAGCGAAAGCAUGUCUCAGGUUCAGAACCGUUUCAGGUUAAGAACGGACCUCUGGAAUGAAUUAAGUUCUUAACCCGAGGUACCACUAUACCUGAAUAUAAUCCACUCCCAUAAAAUUCCACAGGCACUCACACCCGUUCCGUUUUACCGUAUGUCUGUUUCAGCAGUGAUAUCAUAAAAGCCAAUUUUUGUAAGGUCGCGAAUUUAAGCCACCCUUUUCACGGUCGGAAUUUGGGGUAAAAAGUGAGGCUUAUAUUCAGGCCAAUACGGUAUUACUGUAUGUUUAACUGGACUGCUUACUAGGAGAGCCCCAUGAGAGACAGAAAUCAGGAUAAAAUUUUAAAGAAAUAAGUAAUUCAUAGUAUUAAUUGGUCCCAUGAUAUAUACGGUUCUUGCAAAAUCUUGGUAGCUUUAGCUCCUAAAGUGAUCAUAAAGACAUUUCUUCCCAUUUAAUGUUUAGUUAAAAAAAAGAGAGCUUUAGUUAGAAUAAUUUUUAAUUGUGUACAUUGAUUCUAGCCCACUUGCAUUAAAAAAACAUAUGCUUAGAUCUGUCACUAAAGGAUAGCUUUAUUUUUCUGGUUAUUGAUUCUCAAGGAAUGUAUUCCAGUAUAGUUGUUGCUGGCAGAUAACCAAGCAUAAUAUCAUCAGUCUAGACAGGUGUGUUACCCGGUGAAAUUCCUAAGUUUGCUGAUUGUUUCAUGCUGUUUGCCUCUCUCUUUCUUCAUUAUUACCUCUUUCUUUUUAAAUAGCAUAGAAUUAUUGCUUGUUGCUUCACUUCCUUAAUAAGUGCUCUCCCUUAAAUCUAUCUUCAUGGACAGAUUUGAGGAUUUCCUUGCUCGGAAAUGGUCGUCAGAAAAACGCUUUGGUUUGGAAGGAUGUGAAGUCAUGAUCCCAGCUCUGAAAACCAUCAUUGACAAAUCUAGUGAAAUGGGAAUUGAGUAUGUUAUAUUGGGCAUGCCUCACAGGUAACUAUUUGCCUAUUUUAAUUUAAUGAUCAUGAUCACACAGCAGUGUGCAAUUUAAAAACAUGUAAUAGUUACAUUUGUUAACACAGUUACAUUUUAAAGUUUCAGCAUACUGCUAUUUCCACAAUAUUCUUAUUCCUUAGUUUCCCUAUUUUUUUUGUUUCUGUUUAUUUAUUUUUUAAAAAGUAAGCCAAUUUGAGCAAUGUUUUCACUUUAUUUCAUAAGCACACACAAACAAAUCCUGCACACUUUCAGGUGCUAUAAAAAAUAAAGUUGUUGUUGCUGAAACAAACUGAAUGGGAAGCUAGUCAAAACAUAAAACGGUGAUAAGUUUGUGGAAUUGAACCAGACAAUUGGAACUCAGUAUUCAACACUCUACCGAAGCUGUAAUUUUACUUGCAGUUGCUUAUUAUUGCUCCUAUGUGCGGUUCAUUCACCCAAUUUUUUUUGUCUCCAAGGGGAAGGCUGAAUGUGCUGGCCAAUGUUAUCCGAAAGGAUCUAGAACAGAUCUUUUGUCAGUUUGACCCAAAGCUUGAAGCAGCUGAUGAGGUGCGAUACAAUUUCAUUGGCCAUUAUUACUAAUUUAGCCAUUUUUUCUCCCGUUGGAUUCUUUCCUGUUAAAACUAAAGUUAAGGCUAAUUAUGUGUGUCAUACUCAGAUUCCUUCAGACCUGUAUUCUGAAGGCUUCCAGAUGUUAUAUAAUAUCUCAGGAAUGCAGGAUGUUCUCUCUUCCUAUCUGGGCACUACCUCUCGAAGGGAGGAGCUGGAACAUUUGCUGGGGGUAUUAUCUCAAAUGGUUGUAGUUUCUGCAGGCUGUGUCUUGGGAGAGCACUGGAGGCUGUCCUGCAAGCCCGAGGUGUGUCAGAUUGUGACAGGUAAUUUCUGCUGGGACUGCUGCCAAAUGGGAUCGAGGGGUUUCUGCACAGAGAUCUGUGAAAGUGCCACUGAACGUCUCAUCCCAGUGUGACUGGUUUCUAGCCACUCUUCUCUCACAUCUCUGUAGCCAGGCAGACAGCAGGGGUGCAGUGACAAAGCAAAAUAAGAUUAAGUCAGGAUACCAAGUUCAGAUAUAAUGAUAAAUCACACGACGCAAGCUGAGUCACAAGCCAUCUUCAAACCAUAAUUUCCUAUGGUAGAUUGUUGGCGCCAGUCAGACCUUAGUUGGCUGUUGUGGAUUUAGAGGUACAAAUAAGAUAGACUAGCUAAAUAAGCCAUAAUUUUGUGUUAAAUACGAACCCAGCCAUUGAGAUGAUAGAUAAUGUUUGAGUGUUUGGACUUUCAUAGUUUCUGGUGUCUUAGGGAUCUGGGGAUGUAAAAUAUCACCUGGGAAUGUACCAUGAGAGAAUCAACCGAGCAACAAACAAAAAGAUCACCCUAUCACUUGUGGCUAACCCAUCUCAUUUGGAAGCUGUGGAUCCUGUUGUACAAGGGAAGACCAAAGCUGAGCAGUUUUACAGAGGGGAUACUGAAGGGAAGAAGGUAACAUUGUCUGGAUAAUAACUUCUGCUUGACCUCAUUUCUAAUAGCCUGUGGUAGAUUUCAGCUGUUGAAAUAAAAAGAUGCCACUUGUGUCUUCAGAAUACUUUUUUUUUUUUUACUUCAGUUGAGUCGAUGUAGAAAAUGUUUGAGACACGUAGCUUCUCCCACAUUUUCAUUUUAAGCUAAUCACUUUCAAUUGCCAUGAACGUUCAAAAUGGCAGUUUCUUAAAGAGGUCCAGUCAGAAACAAGUUUUGUUGAAAGGCUACUUUGAGAAGGGAUUGAAAGCAAGAGUCCAACUCCGCUGGCAGAAUGGCUUGCUGCCAAGCCGUGUUGCAACAGAUCUUUCCCAUCCAUAAUCCUCAGUUGGAUCCUAGAUGACCAUGUGCCCUCUUGAGAGCCAGAUGUGGACCAGAUAGCAUCAGUUAUUGAUCGUUUCAGUGACGUAUCAGAUUCUUUACAACUUGCAUAACAUUAGGAGGGGGGAAAGGGAAUUAAACUAGGGAUUUGUGAAACUUGUUGACGGAUGAAUAGCACCAGUAAUUUUUAACUCCCUCUCCACUUAGGUUAUGUCUAUACUUUUACAUGGCGAUGCUGCCUUUGCUGGGCAAGGAGUUGUUUAUGAAACUUUUCAUCUCAGUGAUCUUCCCUCAUAUACCACCAAUGGCACCAUUCAUGUUGUGGUCAACAAUCAGGUAAAAAGCAGAAAUAGGAAAUUGGGUUUCCUUAAUAGCUUUUGGCAAGCUUUUCCGUUGCCUUCAUGAUACAUAGUGGACAGCACAUUACAUUCUUCCCUUGAACCAAGGGGUUGCUCUGUGGCUACAGGAAGCCUUUAUGAGAAGGGAAACUAAAGGCUUUUUGGAAAAAGUUACCAGAAAGGCUGGGAAAAAAUCCAAGGGAAGACAGAAAGUUUUUUUCCCUGCUGUUUAUGCAGGGUCACUCUGAAUUUAGAAGGCAAAGUGUUUUAUUGCUCAUGUCGAAAUUGGUCAUGAAUCGCCAUGAAAUGACGCGGUGGCUUUUUGCCCUCCCUGUCUCCAGCACCAAUAAAAUGUUAAUGUAUGUAAGAAAAGAAUGAAAUGUGAUACCUUUCAGAACUUGUUCUUCCUAACUGAAAAGCAUAGCAUCCUGCUGUAUAAAUAACGAGUCUGUAAACUGAAAUGUCAGUUCUCAACACACUUUGAAACACUGCCACUAAAAACUACAUGUUAAGUAUUGCGUUUUAGAUUGGCUUUACUACUGAUCCACGAAUGGCUCGCUCAUCGCCAUAUCCAACUGAUGUUGCUCGCGUGGUCAACGCACCUAUCUUCCAUGUCAAUGCUGAUGAUCCUGAAGCAGUGAUGUAUGUCUGCAACGUAGCUGCAGAUUGGAGAAACACUUUUAAUAAAGAUGUGGUUAUUGAUCUGGUAAGUACUGUCAUUCUUUACUGUUGAAUGGUCUUCCCUGCAUAUGGGGCUAGGUGGGCAUCCAUUUUCCACUACAGCUCUUUAUGCCCCUUCAAAUCUCUCAUGCAAGUUGAGGGGCUCCGAAACAGCCUCCAUUGAAGGUUGAGGAGCUGUGGUGGAAAGAGAAAAUCUGCAUAACCCUGCAACGCGUUGAAAUACUUGAAGUAUGUGCACACAGAGUCUUUUAAACCUGGACUUUUAACUUAGUGAAGUAGGUUCUGAAUAUGAUGAUAUAGUGUUAAUUACAGAUUGUGCAUUUCCGUUUGUAGCAUCUAAAAGAACAGGACCCAAUAGUGCUCUGAAUCUGAAUCCCUUAAAAAUGUAUUUCACCUCACAGAUAAGAAGGGAAAAUGUUACUCCUAUCUGUAACCUUUUGGUUUGCACUCUGUCUGGGCUCUGAAACUAAUUUACACAAUCCCAGAAUCUUUAAAAAAAGAAAGACCUGACUUAUGUGCCUUUAUUGCUUCCUGGCCAUACUUAAUUACUAUGCUUUUGUAAGAGAGUACAAGAAAGGAGGGAGAAAAAAACCCUCUUGUGUUGUAUGCAUUUUGGUCUCUAGGAACUCUCAAGAGUCAAAUUGGGAAGAUAUCCCAGAGGAAUUAUCCCUGGGAUGUUGGGGGAAGUAUACUCUCCAAAGAAGAAGAUGAAACAGCUUGAAGCAUCCAUCCCUUUAUUGCAUUUAUAGACCUUUCUGCCAAAGCUCCCACCGAGGGAUUCACAGUUUUAAAAUAUUAAUUCAAACAAACAGUACAAAAUAUUCUCAGGCCUAAUUCAGGAGCUGAUGACACUGGCCUCUGGCACAGGGAUUUAGCUGUAGAUUCCUGGGUGUUUUGAUUUCUGAUGUCAGGGAGACUACCAAACUUCUGCCAGGACUGAGCGAGCUAAGUCAGGAAAAUAAUGGGGGGUGGCGCGGCAAUUCUGCUCACUGAGCUUUCAGCUGCUCUGGAAUUCUUUCCAGAACUGGGUGCAACAGCUUCGGGAACGAAAUUAUUUUUUAAGAACUACGUAGCUGGUGGGAACUGCAAACUGUAAAGUAAAUUAUAGAGAGGGCUGAUCUUUAGAAAGCAACGAAGGCCCUUAAUUGUUCUUUUUAUUGCCCAUUUCAUUGUGAUCAUUGCAUUGACUGAAAUAUGUAGGUUUGUUACCGAAGACGGGGCCACAAUGAAAUGGAUGAGCCCAUGUUCACCCAGCCUUUGAUGUACAAGCAGAUUCACAAGCAGGUGCCUGUGCUGAAGAAGUAUGCCGACAAGCUAAUAGCUGAUGGAACUGUGACGCUGCAGGAGUUUGAGGUAACAAUGCUAGCAGUGGAGAGGGCCAUUAAUGGUGCUGGUUUUGUAACAAGUAAUACUGCUAUAGCUUUCUAUUUUAACUGGUUUGAUUUGUUUUAAUUUUUCGAGGUCUGGAAAUAACUUCUGACUUACUCCUUAAUACUUCCAAAUAAAUUAUCCUUAGGGGAAAUCGGUUGGUUGCCUCAGUAAUUUCAAAAAAGAAAAACAUGAAGAGCAAGAGCAGUAUGUAAUGGUGCAUUGGUUCACAGCAGCAGUAGCAGUGAAAACUAUGCAUGCAAAAUAGUGUUUUGGAUUUGCAGGGGACACCUCUAAACCCUAGAAAUGAAUAAAUGGUAGGAUUCAGUGUUCCCUUGCGCCAGUAGCGGCUUAGUCAUGCUGGCCACAUGACCCAGAAAAACUGUCUGUGGAAACAGACAAACGCUGGCUCCUUCAGCCUGUAAAGUGAGAUGAGUGCUGCAACCCCAGAGUUGUCUGUGACUGGACUUAACUAUCAAGGGUCUUUUACCUUUACCUUUUUUUAGUAUUUGGAUGAUUAGGAGUAUUCAGGGAAAGGCCUCUAGCUGGCUUCAUCUUGCAUGGGGCAGGAGCCUAGUGAAAUUUCUUUUGUGUUAUUUCUUUGCACCAUCACUGUGUGUGACCUUUGAGAAAGAUGUUCCUGCCCCGAAGGGCUUUAAUUUGACACAGGAAGGCGAACGUGAUAGGCUGAGGUCCAGGGUGGAUCCUGAGUUCUGCUGCGAGACAUAAGCCAGGGUCUCUGAGUUUAGACUUUGGGAUUCCCAGACAUCUCCCAUCUGUAACCUCUUCCUCCGUUUUUAUUUUCCUUUCUGUCUCCAAGCUCCUAAGACAGUGGUGGCGAACCUUUUAGAGACCGAGUGCUCAAACUGCAACCCAAAACCCACUUACUUAUCUCAAAGUGCCAUCAUGGCAAUUUAACCUAUAUAUCUCACGUUUUCUGUGUGUUUCACAUUUCUUUUUUAUACUGCUGUUGUAAUAAAUAAUCCUUCAUAAAAGUUAUUGCAUUACAUUCUUCAUUAAAUUAUCUUUCCACUGAUAAAAAAGGAGUAGUAUGUAAUUGCUGAAUAAUAAAGAGAAAAGAGAAUCAUGAGUGAUUUACCACCAGCUAGACUGGUGACUGGGAGUGGCCGCCAAGACCAUACAACACCGGUCCUGAAAGACCUACAUUGGCUCCCAGUAUGUUUCCGAGCAGAAUUCAAAGUGUUGGUGCUGAGCCCUAAAUGGCCUCAGCCCAGUUUACCUAAAGGAGCGUCUCCACCCCCAUUGUUAAGUCCGGACACUGAGGUCCAGCUCCAAGGGCCUUCUGGCGGUUCCCUCACUGCGACAAGUGAGGUUACAGGGAACCAGGCAGAGGGCCUUCUCAGUAGUGGUGCCUGCCCUUCAGAUGUCAAGGAAAUAAACAACUAUCUGACUUUUGGAAGACAUCUGAAGACAGCCCUGUUUAGGGAUCUUUUUAAUGUUUGAUGUUUUAUUGUGUUUUUAAUAUUCUGUUGGCAGCCACCCAGAGUGGCUGGGGAAAUUAUUAUUAUUAUUGGCAGACCAAUGAUAGAAAAGUGCAAGGAUUUGCAGAUUUGGUGGCCAUGAUACCUGUCCCCACCCUCUGGUGAUCAUCGCUUCCCUUGUUUCUAAAUUCAUGCCGUGCUUUGUAGGAACUCGGAAAUCCUUGUUCCUCCCCAGAGUCCUGUGAGCAGGUUUGUACAAGUGGCUUCUGCCCAAUGUCCUCCUGAUUCUCCCCACUCCCACUGUAACCAUAUAAUAUAUGGUAAAAAACUUUGUUGUUGUUGUUUAGUCGUUUAGUCGUGUCCGACUCUUCGUGACCCCAUGGACCAGAGCACGCCAGGCACUCCUGUCUUCCAUUGCCUCCUGCAGUGGUAAAAAACUAAUUGCUUGUAAAAUUGUGCUAGGUAUAAAAAACUUGAAUAUUACUGCUUUGAUGGAAUUUUAGUUUUCCCUAUCCUUCUGCAUUCCCGCUGUGGUAUUUGUCACAUGAUGUUUCGCCCCUAUUCUACAGGAAGAAAUUGCAAAGUACGAUAAGAUUUGUGAGGAAGCUUAUUCUCGAUCCAAAGACAAUAAAAUCCUACACAUUAAGCACUGGCUUGAUUCACCUUGGCCAGGUAGGAAGUGUUGCUGUAAAUCUCAUUGGCUACAUUUCGAUGUCACAGUAAAACAUGGUUUAUUGUGAUAGGAGGGAAUGUGGUUGUCUCCCCUUUCCCCUUCUCUGCGGUGGCUGCAAGAUGCAGAUUGCAGGAGGACAACUCUCAGCUGCAGCCUAUAGUUUUUCUGAGGGAGACAAGCCAUGAGCCUGGGUCUCAGCAAACCACGGCUUAGCUCCAGUUAGCGAGGUGGCUGCAGUUUCUGCUGUGAGUCUUCACAUGCUUGCACAUUUAUGCUUAGCCAUGGUUUGGCUUAGCAUUUCAUGAGAUUUAGGCCUAUGUCAGCUUCCCCUUCUGCUUCCCCUUGUUGUUUAAAAACAGCAGCUAUUUUGCCCCCCCCAUUCCUUUUUAACUGUACAAAAACGUCUGUCAUAUUUACCUCCUCAGAUGACCCUCAAAUGAUGCUAGUGACUGCUUUUCUAGGUGUACAAACAAGUAAAAUUGAGGGGGGCUGGAAGCUGCCUCCGUACCAGUAUUUUUAAAAAGCAAAAGAGAAGAGAAGGCAUUUGUUCCUUUCCAAGAGAGUUGGGUACAUUUCACCUCUCAAUUCCCCCAAAUUACUCUGCCAGUUCAGGGUUGGCCUGAAAUCCCCACUCCCAAUUCGGCAGAUCUCCACGCUGGAAUAAAGUUCCAUUUUUACAUGCAAACAAAUGAGCCAUGAAAAGAUGUACCCUCCCUCUCCCGUGCCCCCAGGAACUCCAAAAACUACUACAAAUGCCUGUUUAGCCCUCUAGCCAGGCGAAAAAGGAACACUUUUCUUAAGGGCCGGGGGUGCAGUUUAGCAUUCGGUUCCAGGUCCCCACUUGUGUGUUUCUAAAGGGGGAAUUUGUUAUUACUUUUGUUACACAUAAUGGGAUUUCUCUAACAAGCAGGAUCUUUCUGGAAAAAGUUUCUGUACUUUUUCAACAUGUCUCGCCAUGUUUCAGGUUUUUUCAAUGUGGACGGAGAACCAAAGAGCAUGACUUGCCCUCCAACUGGAAUUCCUGAAGAUAUGCUGAUUCAUAUUGGAAAUGUAGCCAGCUCUGUGCCUCUGGAAGGAUUUAAAAUACAUGGAGGUGAGAACUUAAUUCUUACUAUAUUUCCAGCACUGGCUUCCUUUUUCUCUAGAGAUGCAGCGCUGACAGGAGAAUAUUUGCUAGCUGAAUGCUGAUUCUCCCUGUCCUGAAUUUGGAACGCCGUCUGUUUCCUGAACAGAAGAAACUUCUUCCCUUUCAUAUCCCUUUCCAUUAAAAAGUAGUGUUUGAUGUACAUACUACAAGUGCACAGCAUUACCAGCUAGGAGGUUGUAUGUUUCUCUUUUUUGUUUAGGCUUAAUGCUCAUACAAGCAACAUUAAUGAGCUUUGCUAAUUAUUAUUUUCAGCCUUAUUGAAUUGAAGCAAUCAUGAGUUUAUUGUUAACUUCAGUGGUCUGGCAGACAUUGUGCAAAGGACUAGGGAAGUUGUGGCACUUGAAUUAGUGUUAAAUUAAUAGUACUUGCAUUUAUGUGAGGGGCUGAUUGACUGUAAAGCCAUGUUAUAUGUCCUUGAGGAAUUACUGUGGAUUGACUGAUCUUUGGCUGUUUAGCUCUCCAUAUGAUUCAUGGUGGUGCUACUUUAGUUGUACGUUUAUAUUCUCCAUGUGAAAACAUUCUUUAAAGAAAAGUGUUUCAACUGAUGCUUUGCACAACACUUAAAAGUGAUUAAAAUGUAGAAGAAAAGGUGGACGUUGGGAAGAGGUUGGAAAGAGAGAGGUUCUCAAGGGAAUCAACAAGAUUUGAGGGAUUACAUCUCAUUGUUAAAAAUGCCUCUGCAGAGAUUUUUGCCUCUGGAGGCAAGAGCUAGCAAAUUACAUUUGCUGCAUGGUCUGUAACCUGCAUUGAUUCAUUCUCUAACGUGGGUCUGUAAAGUCACAUUAUGAGCUGUGUGAGAUUUGAAUAAUGCUUUGAUGAUCACAUCUGUCUUUCUUUUAUUUAUUUUCCUUCCUCUGAGAUUGAUCAACAGGGGUUGUUUUAUACAAUUAAAAUUCCUGAGAAGUUAUUACAGCAAAGCUUUCAAUUACACAUCUUCAAUGUUUUGUUUUCAAGUGGCAUGUAAUUAACAUACACUUUCUUAUUAAAUCAAAAUAUCAUUAUUCAUUAGUAAGUAUCUGGAGAAAUCCUUAUAUACAAAGUGUAGCUUCUAGUUCUGUCCUCUGUUGCUAUGCAUUGAUGUGUAAAUAUUUUAUUAAAUAUGCACACAUGUUCCCGAAACACUGAAAAGUAACAUGGUGCUUAGAGUGAACCAUCUGCUUGGUGCCUCUAAUUUUUAAUAGGCAAUUGUUAGGUUGAUAUGGAUUUGAUGUAUCAACCAUACUACAGUUUUGAAAUUGCUUCAUUCAUAAAAUAAAUAUUGCUUGCCAAAAUCAUUCAGCAAAAUCUUAUUCAUGAAACAGCACAGCUAGCUACGCAAGACUUUUCAUGAAUAAGACAGAAACUUUGCCUGUAAUAAAAAUAUUGAAUUAGGCAAGGAUUUGCUUAUUUCAUGAAUGAAGCUGAGAAUGUGGUUAAUUCAUAUAUUAGACAGAGCUAUUCGGCUAUAUUAUUUCAUGAAUAAAGCAAGUUCACUCAUAUAUACAAUGAAGGGUUUUGAAUAACUAAAAAGUGGAACAAAAAGCAUAACGGCUUUGAUAUUGGAACUUGUUUAUGUAAGGGAGUAUAAGUUUUCCAAGCCUUCAGUCUUAAUCUAGUAACAUUCUUAAAAAGAAAUAUGCUAAUAAUUUGAGGUGUAAAAGUAUACCAUCGUUGAUGGAUACAAUAAAAGAGGUAUUCAGUUUUAGUGUGUGAUUAGCAAGCAGGAAUUGUGAUAGUUAACAGUUUUGCUAUGGAGCAGUGUAGGUGGAGAGAUAAAAUAUUAAGAUCGAGAACUGAAAUAUAGCUGGAGCUUAAUUGUGUGAAAUGUUAUCAAUAUAAGGACAAUGAACUUGUGGUUGAAAUGAAUUGUCUGGAUUGUGAAUGACUAGUAGAAGCAUUCAGAAGGGAGGAAAGUCAAAAAGACAUUCAGGUGAGGUCACCAUUUAGUUAUCAGUAUUUUGCUCUCUUGGUUGUGUUUUCUUAGCACUCCAGUCUUCAUCUUGUGAAUGGAGACAUGUAUUGGUAUCCUGAUAACGUUGUUAAUUGCAGCCAGUAAUUCUUCUUUUCUCCUCCCUCUCCCCACUUAGGACUUUCUCGGAUUUUGAGAAGUCGACUGGAAAUGACAAAGAACCGAGUUGUCGACUGGGCCUUGGGGGAAUACAUGGCUUUUGGGUCUUUGUUGAAGGAAGGUAUCCAUGUCCGACUAAGUGGGCAGGAUGUAGAAAGGGGCACUUUCAGGUGAGUUGUAUAAUACAGCUGCUGCUUAUCCGGUAGAAAAUGUCAUACGGAUUUUGCUGUGAGUUAAUGCUAAACUGGGUCACUCUGAGGGAUGGAUGUCUUGCUGUGUGUAACAGGUAACAUGUUAAAUGCUAUAGGGGAAUGCACAUGUAAUUGCAUGAGGUAGUUGAGUAUGAACAUGAAUUUGAAUUAAGAAGUAAUUGCAAAAGCUCAGGAAGAGGUGUUAGGGAGAGCUACUGUGAUGGUGGAAGGAAAGAGAUCAGGCAAAGAAAAACAGGUAUAUAAACAGCAUAAAAGGGUAGGUGAACUAACUGGGGUGGGGACUCCCAAAACAGCACACUGAGCAUGCUGACUUGCUGUUUUGGUUUACAUCAGAGUGGUCGAGAGGGGGGUCUUGUCAUUUGAGCAGCCCAUGACCUCCAUAUGUGCUGCCCAGACUUGUGUCCUGGAGAGAUCACUCGGAUGCUACUAACACAGCAAAAACAACACGGGAGACAGAGGUUAAGAGUUACCGGUCUCUGCAGCCACAGCAGGCGCUGUGAUUCUCUGGAAGUUUGGCUUCACCCCCAGAGGUGCUUUCCAUUGUCUCUCGAGACAGAUGGGUGCCAAAGACAACAUGUUGCAGGGUGAAAGGUUCGAGUGGGAAGGAGAAUGAAAUUGAAUGACAGGAAUGUGGAACAGGGACACUUCACACUGCAAUCUUUUGUAGCAACAGGGCAGCACACAGCAAUCACAAAAUGCAAUCAUAAUGCCGCAGUAAUUAAAAUUAUUUGAUUUUAUAUGAUAGCAAACCUCUUUACUGAGAACCUAUCCUUAGAUAGCCAAAGCAGCAGCAUCCAUACUGAAGACUGGAUGUAUCAGCUGGUGUAGGGGAGUUCUAAGAUUUGCAGAUGGGGGGAAACUUGGGGGGGUCUAAGAUCAGGGGGAAACCCUAAACAGCUGGUAGGAGUAUACUCAGUGACCGCAGAACCCUGAGUGUCUUUUUUGUGGGAGGAAGGAUAAUAAAACUGGGGGAGGGGAAAUAGAAUGGAAUGGCAUUGGUUGGCUGGAACCCAUGAACAAAGAGCACUUCAUGUGCUGCAAUAGAUCCCAUUUGGACCCACUGAAUUUUUUCUCUCUUUCAGUGUGCUCAUGCAGGUUGGAAGAUUUUUGACUUUUAGAGCCAAUCUGUACAUUAUUUGGAUCAAUGACCUGUUAGACUGAAGUGAGCUACAACACUUCAGACUGCAUAUGGGAGAUCGGGGACUACAUAUGGGAGAACGUGCUUUUUUUAAAAUGGUUACCCACAAAGGAAGUCACUGAAUGUGGCAGACUAGCUUAUCCGAGUGAAUGCUACAGUAAACCCUUUGGUGUGCUUGGUUUGGUGGGCAGGUUUUGGUUUUCAAGAACGGGGCCCGUGCAAAAACCAGGACACCUCCGCUUGCUUCCGAAAACCAUAUGGUCUAGAAUCCCACCAUAUUUGCCUACUGUCUUUUGCUACACGAUGCGUAGAUCAUUUGCUAGAGGGGUUUUAUAGGGAAACGGGUCGACAAAAAUGGCCACCUCCAUUGCACUUCUGUAGUUGUCGCGUUUUAACCUCCGGCAUGCCAUUGGCUCCGGUUUUACGAUAUUAACUAGUUUCUAUUUAGAGUGGUGAACGGUUGUUGCUAAGAUGCUUUAGAAGAACAGAAUUUCUGCUGGCAAUUUGUUCAGCUUCGGCAGGCGUGCACCGCAGAAUAGCUAUUAUCAGGGUAAUAGCCCUUCUUCCUUUAGUGGUUGUAGAGCUUGAACAUAUUGGUGUGUUUCACUCAGUUAGUCUUGCUCAGGGAGUUAAUGGAUUACAGUAAUUACUUCAGUCAUCUCUGUUUUGAUAAUGUUCCUUGGUGCACCAUUCUAAUGCUGAUUAAUGGAGCUCUAGAGGGCACUAAGCAGCGAGCCGAUGAAGGGUGGGCAACGAGGACCGGAGGAUGCAGCUCUUUCAAGACUUGAACCUGAGAAGUGCUCAAGGAGCUGAAAGCCGGUGCACAAUACAGGCUGCACAUGACUCAAGGCACGAGGAAUAGAAUUUCACAGCUAAUUAUAAUUUGAGCGAAAGCAGCCCUGUUGUGUAAUGGCUUCCACACUUCAUAUUUUAUGGAGUGUAACUGCAUGCCACUAAAAGCUUCAUGCAUCGCGCAGCAACAAUUGCAAAGUUAUCUGCAGCAGCGUCAGCCUGUUGUCAGAAGUGAAUACUUGAGAUAUUGAAGAGCUUUAAUUUAAAAUAACAGUAAUGGUUAAUCCCUUGUGACUGCCUAGAUGCAGUGAACGGUAGCUUCCAUACUGGAUGCUGCUGUUGAAUUUUUAUAACUUUAGCCGUAGCUUUAGUCUUUCAAACGUGUGGAAAAAUAAUAUGAGACUUUGUGUAAUGGGAAAGGAUGUGAACUGAGAAAUACCUGAUUCAAAUCUAUGGUCAGCCAGAAACUCACUUUGUGGCCCUGGAGAAGCCAUCAUCUCCCAGUCUCUCUUUUUUUAAAAGGGUUACAUUUAUUUAUUUAUUUAGAUAUAUUUUUUAAAAUUAAAUUUUCUGUUUUACAGUUUAGAAUAUUCAUUUAAACAACCUUAACAUAUCAGUGACUUCCCUUCUUCUCUUUCCAUGGUUCAUUUUGCAUAACAUAAAUCCCUGCAUAUUUUACAUAAACUAAACCAUUCAGUACAGUCAUACCUUAGAUCCUGAACGCCUUGCAAGUCGAACGUUUUGGCUCCUGAAUGCCGCAAACCCGGAAGUGAGUGUUCCGGUUUGCGAAUGUUCUUUGGAACGGGGCUUCCGUGGCUUCCAGUUGGCUGCAGGAGCUUCCUGCAGCCAAUCAGAAGCCGUGCUUGGUUUCUGAACAUUUUGGAAGUCAAACGGACUUCCAGAACAGAUUCCGUUCGACUUCCAAGUUACAACUGUAUUCCAUUAUUACAUCCAUCAAAACUUAUGUACACUGUUGAAUUUAUUGAAAAUGUUGCUGUUUUCAAAUGUACUCAAAACACCCCCCCCAUAUAUUCAGUAAACAUUUUCCAGUCUUCUUUAAACGUAUGUUCUUCUUGUUCUCUUAUUCUAUAAGUUAGGUCCGCAAGCCGCGUAUAUUCCAUGAGUUUAAGUUGCCAUUCUUCUUUAGUUGGGACCUCCCUCGCUUUCCAUUUUGGGGCUAACACCAUCUCCCAGUCUCAGUCCUCAGCCUGCAAAUGGCUAUAAUACUGAGCUGCCUUGCUCGAUGAUUGUUGUAAUAAUUGCGAAGACUCUGAACAUUCGAAAAGUGUUCUGUGUGUGCUCUUGCCACGGUUUCCUUUUCUAAAAGUAUCUUUUCUUAAAAUGUCAUUGUGUUUUUAAAAAUCUUUGUAGCCAUCGCCACCAUGUGCUCCAUGAUCAAGAUGUUGACAAGGGGACCUGUGUUCCUAUGAAUCAUCUGUGGGAGCAGCAAGCCCCUUACACCGUAUGCAAUAGCUCCCUUUCAGAAUAUGGGGUCUUGGGUAAGUUUGGCAGUUUAUUAUUGGAUUACUUGAGUACCUUGAGAUUGUAUAGAACUACAUACCAUACUUUCCCAUGUAUUAGACGAGGGAUUUUUACUCUAAAAUAAAGUUUAAAAUUGGGGGGGGGGGGGUCCGUCUUAUACAUGAUAAAUAACAAGAUUAAAGAUGAAAAAAAUAUUUCUUAAUAAUUCCAGUGGCACCUUUAAGAUCAACUAAAUAUAAGCUUUCAAGGUAUGAGCUUUCAUGUGUAAUACACACUUCAUCAGAUAUUCUGAAGCGGGGGUCACUUCAACCUUAUAACUGUGGAUGACUGUUAUGGCAGUUGGUUCCACAGGGAAGGGCAAGGGAUUUUUAAAGGGAUAGAUGACCAAAAUUGGCCUCAGUAUGUAUAAUGGGACAUGAAUCCAAUAUCUCUAUUCAGACCAGGUCUCCAUAGGUCUCUCCAUGUCAUAUACAUGGAUAGUGCAGAGGGGGGAUGGGUGAUUGGUUGCAGCCGCCAGCAGGAUCUUGUGAUUGGGUAAGUGAGUGGUGUCUGCUGCAAGGGCUGAUUUUUAUUGGCUGCUGCUUUGUCAAUUUGGUGUGCGUUGCUUGCGAUUGUUAGUGUUUGUCAGUUGGGUGACAACUCUGGGCCAUCUCCCCCCAUUUUCUUUAAUUUUAGUCCCCUAAAAUAGGUGGUGUCUUAUACAUGGGGGUGUCUUAUAGACGAAAAAAUACGGUAGCUUCACUUAUUAGGGUCAGCAGUGCUUUGAAUUUAUCCGAAUCUUUACACUUAGACCUUUGUCUUUAUUUUUUAAAACUGUGACCUCCCUUUUCGGAUAAACAAGCAAAUGGAUUAUUUUUGCAAUAUGCUUGUUAAUACUGGGCAUUAAAACUCUUGAAAUUUUUCAUUCACUUUAGCAUGGGUUUCUUUAUCAUUGAAGGUUGGGGGAAUGAGCUCUCUGCAUUCCUUCUGAUUGCAAGUCAUUUUAAAUAGUAAUUAGGGAAGGACAUUUGACUGCGAGGCAACGUUUUUGAGAAUUACCACUUUGAAAGAGAGAGAAAUUAUUAAUGCUCCAAUAUGCGUAUAGACCAACAGCAUCCGAUCCAGAAAUUCCUGCUUUGUUUUUCUAAACUCAUCCCAUCAUAAACACAAGUAAGCACAACUCCAAAAAGAGAGAGAAGAAUUAAGCCCUGAACUUGAACUUCCAUUUGCGUAAACAAGCAAAAUGAUUCUGUCAUUUUAGGAAUUCCCAUUAGUGUCUUAGAUUGCAGCUAAUUAAGUAAAAAUGAAUUGAAUAGCCCUGCAUGAUGAAGCUUCAAAUUGUUUUUCUGGCAGGUGCACAAGCAGGGAGCUGGCACCUGUUCAGAGCUGCGAGUCAGUGCUGAGUUAUUAUUGAACCACUAAAGAGCACCAAGUGUAUAAUAGUUCUACUAAAAUGUUAUUCUUGCUGGACUAAUUUGCCACAGGGAUAAAUCCACAGCAGCCUAGAUACUCUGCAGUGUAAAAGAGCAUUUUUGGGAAAAGGAAGAAUUAUGUUAAAGAUUAUGGAGAAAAAACAUCUUGUUUAGCUUGCAUUCCUUCACUGUAAACUGGCGUCAUCACUUAUUUUGUAAUUUUAAUGAUGGGGAUUCUGUAGACAGUGCCAGCCUUGUAUUUUGCCAGUCAUCAGCUUGCCCAUGCUAAAUAGCAGCUGCUCCUGUUUAAACAUAUGUGGCAAACUGCCCGGGAAACAUCUAGGUAAUGUCACAAAAACAUAGCACAGCAUUUUAGUUUUCUUCCCCAUAUUGAAAAUGCAACCAUUUUUUUCCUUCCGCAAUUACUGUUAGAAAGAAUCUUAAAACCUAAUGGCAGUCACCUCCUUAUUGGUCUUCAUUGAGAAAUAUAGGAGGAGAUCUGUUCAGAAAAGUGAAGAAGACAUUACAGUAAAUUAAGUGCUACAUUGCCAUUUCAAAGCACUUUGGGUGUUUUCUUCUUUGUUUUAAAUCCCAGCCUGAGAACCCUUGACUAAUGACAAAUCAUGUUGCAUUAAACUGCAGCUUAAUUAAUUUUAAUUGAAAGACUCUUGCUCUUUCUGACAGUCACGCAACUUUCUGUCAGGGAGAAGGGGGAGAGAUAGCAUAAUAUGAAGUGCAAGCUGACGCUGCAUCUCAACACCUCUGUCUGUCAGAGUGACACAUGAAAACAAAGAGGAGAGGCACCAAAAAUUGGGCCGAUCGCUGUUUCCUCAUCUGAUGAUUCUGUUAUCUGAAGUUCUCCAGAUAACAACAUAAUAUUUGUACCAUCAUUGGACUCCACCUUUAGAGGUUUUCUACUAAAGAACACUUGCGCUUAUAAAACCCCAAAUUAUUUUAAUAAAGUGUACUCAUCUGUUAGUUAAACCCAUCAUGAUCCAGAAAUGACUUCCUUCUUUGUACACUAUCAGUUCCUGUCCAUACACACAUACCACCAAUGUAUUGCUUCAUCCUUAAUGUCACCUCCCACCUGAAGGUCAAACUAAAAUAUGUUUGCUUUAGAUUUUUGAUUCGUGGGGUUCCAGCCCCUCUUUUUGGAAUAACUGGGUUGAGACCAGUUUGAUGAGGCCCUAAGCUACUGAAGGUAAUGGUGCCCUCUAUAUGUCCAGCUGCCCUUUGUCAACAACAAAUUGUCGCUGGUUUUUUUGCGUUGAAUAUAUGCUAUAUGGUAAUUUAUGGACCUAAUAGGUAUCUAAAGCCAUUUGCACAUAACAAAUAGGAGCCUACACAACACAAAACACUGUUGCUGUACAUAGGUUUUAUUUUAUUUGUUUUUUAUCUUAUCUUUUGGAAAUGUACAUCCUGGGUUUUUUCCCCUUUAAUUUUUUUGGGGGGCCCCCAAGAGACUGGGGCCCUAAGCUAUAGCUUGUUUAGCCUAUACGUAAAUCCAGCACUGGUUGAGACCAACUGCCACAAGUGACUUUCCACAUGUGGAAUUGUUUCUUAAAACUGUUCCUGUAAAUAAAACCACCAGCACCUUACUAGUAAGGUCAAGGACACAUUCCUGUAUUGUGGAAUUAUUUACGACUUGGGAGACCUGCCCUAUCACUGGAAAUCAUAAGGGAGAAAGCAGCUGUUAGUCUGUCUUUUAUGGUAUUGCUUAAUUUAGUGGUUUUUGACAGUGUGCUGUUAUAGUAGAGUUAGGAGAAAGGAAUUAAUGCAUUGUCAGUUUGAAGACACAAUUUAAAUAUACAGGGCAAUCUUUAAGACUAACCAGAAUAUAAGUAUUGAAAUCUUUCAUGUGUACUUCAGUAGGAUCUUUGACUGAGAUUAAACUAGUUUCCAUUUUUAUCUUGACAAAGCCUGAUUUCCCUAUUCUGAUAUAGUAGCAUGUGUGUGAAUAAGGCUUGAACAAAUGAGCCAUCUUGGGUGUUUCCUCAUCCAUGUCACCCAAUCUGUAGAAAAAGUCUUUGAAUGCUUGUUUAAAAAUAGAAUUGGACUCAAACCUAUCCAGGAAAGCCUAUUUAGCUUCUCCCUUUAUUUAAAGAAUACCUUAGGGAACUUGCAAGAAGAGUUACAAAAGAUUUUCACUAUUUCAGCAGAUGAUGACACAGCAUGACAAUUAGGAUGGUUUUUUUUGAAAAAAUAAAUUUGUCUUGCUGGAAAUGAGUAUUAAUAGCAUGAAAGAGUAUGAAUCUCUGUCAGAGAAUCAGUAGUACAGACACCUUGAAUGAAAGGUUAGAAAGCUAGUAUGUCGUGCUUUCUAACUUUUUGGCAGAGGGAAACAUAAAAACGUGUUUACAGAUGGGUUCUUCACGGAGUUCAGCACCACAGAAACCAAAGCAAUUUAUUGACAUACCUUCAUCAAGAUCUGGCUGAAUGUCUUGAAUACAAUUAGCAUCAGGAUAGCACAUAAAAAUUCACAUCCUCUGCAAAUGAAGUCUGUUUGUGCAUUCAUGGAUGGACAUUAUAAGUGCCACAUUCCUGCACAUAUUCAUUUUUUUUAAAAAAAUAAUAUUUAUUACUUUUGUAGAUUACAAAAAUAGAGAAAAAAGCAAAAAAGAAAAAAACAGAAGAAAAAACAAAGGAGAAAAACAAAAAAGAAAAACAAUACAAUACAAUAUAUAAACAAUACAAAACACAACCUAAGCUCAAAACUAAACACAUUAAACUAAGCUAAACAAACCCCACUCCCUAACCUUAACCCUGAAUAGAACAAAACAAAAACAAAUUAAAAACAUACAUCAUCUCUUUUCCAUACUCUAUCUUUGAUUCCCUUGUUUCCUCGACCUCCUCACACCUCCCUUUUUGUAUUCCACUUCUAUUAAUUGUUUCAGCAAAUCCUUUCCAUCUUUCUCCAUUUUCUAUGAUAUUGUAAAUAACGUAUUUUUUAACCUUAUUUUCCAUUAAAACUAAAAUACUUAUAUGUGCUUAACUCCUUAUAACAUUUCUGUUAAGCCUAUAAAAAAUAAAAAAUCAUUCCACCAUUUUUCUAUCACUCAUUAGUUUUACCAUAAGUCUAUAUAUAAACUUUAAAUUAUCCAAUCUUCUUCCACCAUCUCCUCUCCCAGGUUUCGGAUUCUGCCAGUCCUUUCCGUCAAUUCCAUAAAGUCCAUCAACCUGGUGAUCUUAUGUCCGAGGCUCUUAACUCUUUUCCAAGUCCCUUCUGCAGAUCUUCUUCAUUUUCUUUAAUGCUAAAGAGCAAAUCUCGGGGAAACUCCAACCUGUCAAUCCUUUUCUUCCUUCUGAACAGAUCAGCUAAAUUUCCAUAGUUAAAGCUACAGUCCAUAAAGUAUUUCCGGGCAUAUUUCAAAAUUCCUCCAAUUCCAAAGGCCCCCAAAACUUCAAUCUCCUCCAGGCCCGAGUCCAUGUCCCAAAAGUCAGUUAAUCCCUGCAUAGAGGGCUCUUUCCAACUUUCCUUCUUUAAUCCAAGCCGGGAUCCAUUCCUCGGAGUCUGACUUUUCCUAGAUUCAAUCAUAGAAGGCCUCAAUUUAUAGUCCUCAAUUUGCUUCUGUAAAGCCACAGAUCUCACUUGUAUUAUUUUAUGUUCAACAACAGCUGCAUUCUCCUUCUCCUCCACCAUUUGUCCUGCCAAAAUGGGUUCCUGUACCAAGUCCUGAAUUAUUUCUGUGUUGGUGUUCGCUUUUUGACUCAAGUUGGUCACUUUCUGUUCCAAAUUAUCAACUUUGAGAGUCAUGUCAUCCAUCUUCUUGUGAAGCUGUCCCAGCGAACAGCUUAUCUUACAUAAAACAGUCACAAUGGCCUCUCCUGUCAACAUUUUUAAAUAGUCCAAGGUCGCUCUCUGGUUCUCAGAAUCCUUAUCUGCCACUGGAAAUCCCCCAGUUAUAUCCUGUAACAGUUUCAAAAGCUCCCUCUAGAGGGAAGCAGUCUCCACUUGUAUCAGUUCUUUCAAGCGCAACUCAAGCAUUAAAGAUAAAUUUUCAGUUACUUUUCCUCUUUUUUAAACGCAGAAAAGGACGAUGGAAACAGUAUCUUACUCUUAUUUAGCUAGCUGUCAAAUCCGUUCUGUCAAAAGCACUCUCUCCAAACGUCAUCUGGCAGCCCAUUCCCAGGUUCAGAGCGGUGGUAAUUUGAUUUCUUCACUCUCUCCUGCAGGCUCACUAGAUCCAAAAUUUCCCCCUCUUCUCCUGCUUCCAAGGGGGGUUUUGUAUUUUAAACCAGUAGAAAUUUGAUCCUUUGCCAAAAGCUUUCAAAGGCUUUAACUUGUAACGUCUUUGCUUCAGUCUAUUUACAAGAACGGGAGGCGGACUUCCUGUUUAUAACCUUCCCGUUUCAGUGCCGAAUUAAAGUAUUUAAGAAUCCAAUUUUCCGUUUUACUCACGAGUAGUUGUUUAAAGUCCAAUUGUCCACAGGAAAAGUCAGCGCUCUCCGGCAACAGCAAUGCGGCUUCACUCCGUGAAAGAAGCAGUCGAUUCAAAGCACCGCGCCACUCACCCCACGUCGCUCCGGAUCCCCAAAACAGGGUUUCCCCGCGAGUAGGGGAGGCGCAAAGGUACCAGCCGAAUCCCACAUCCACAGGCUUCUCCCGCCUGUGGUUUUUAAUGGGUCUCCGCCUCGUCAUGGCGGUUCAGACCCUGUUUUCCACGGAGCGGAUUCCUCCCGAUCGGAGGAAAUCCGCCAUUGCCAGAGGCGCCAACCCUCUGCAAAUGAAGUCUGUUUGUGCAUUCAUGGAUGGACAUUAUAAGUGCCACAUUCCUGCACAUAUUCAGACUAUUCAGCAUAUUUGCCUGGCAUCAGGAAUGUUACUCUGGGUUGCAAAGUUGUCAUUUUGCCCUCGUUCGCAGCCUCUUCUGAUAGACAUCUAGCACAGGACUGAGGGAAACCUCCAACCUGAGGGCAGGAUGCACCUCCAACUUUUAAUUAAUUUCUGUUCCAGGAAUUUUGAGAGACCCCUUGAACAUUGAGGUUGGUGGGUAAAGCAGUUUGUCAAGGCCAAGCCGGUGUAAAAGGCAAGGACUUGUUCCAGUGGUGUCUAGGAGGAAGUUGAACAGUGCUGUUGAAGAAGGCAGCUCUGGACCAAGACUGGCCUUGGGGGAAAACAGAGGGAAAAUGGAGAAGGAGGAGGUUGAGAAGCCACCAUUUUUGUAUGUGUGAAAGAGCCAAGAGGCCAAAAGUAUGCAGAGCUGGCAGUGUUAGACAGUGGCUCAACCAUCCCAUUACCUCCCAUCUGGUGCUCACUAUGACAGUCGCCAUCAACUGGGAGGUCUGCUUGCUCCACCCAUCAUGAGGUCAGGCAGUCAUCAUCAUCAUCAUCAUCAUCAUUUAUUAUUUAUACCCUGCCCAUCUGGCUGGGCUUCCAGCAAAAGAUUAAAAAUACAUUAAAACAUCAGUGAUUAAAAACUUCCCUAAUCAGGGCUGCCUUCAGAUGUCUUCUAAACGUCAGAUAGUUGUUAAUUUCUUUGACAUCUGAUGGGAGGGCGUUCCACAGGGGGGCACCACUACCGAGAAGGCCCUCUGCCUGGUUCCCAGAUUUAGUAAAGAAAUAAUGUAAAGAUAAUAAAAGUGGCAGAACAUGAAAGAAAAAUGGAGAGUUAGCAAGGCUCUCUUCAUGUUAGUAACAAUCAAAGGUUUCUGUCUCCAUCCUGGAAGAACCUUCCCCAUCUCCACUUCAAUAUCUGUAAUGAAAACCCACACUGCAUGCUGUGAUCCUACAUACACUUCCUCGGGAACAAGUCCCAUUUCAGUGCCAUCUAAUUACUUCUGUGUCAAUGUGCACUGAGUUAGGCAGAGAAAUGGCAGUCCUAACCUAGUUUACCUGGAACUAAAUGUUGCUACUAAAAACGUUUGUGUUGGGGGGACAACUUACCUGCUAGAGCACAAUAACCAGCACCGCCUGAUCAUUCAAUAGUGUUAGGGAUCAUCUCAUUUUUAUUUUAAAGUCUCAGUUCUGUCCCCCUAGGCACAGUGGGAUUGCAUCUGAUCCAAGGGUUAGUUUCUGGGCAGAGUGUGGAUACGCAAAGUUGCUUAUAGUCCAGGAGCCUUAGAAUCCCUGGAUUGCUGCUUUCCAGCCCAGCUGGGACACUAGACUGCCACCUCUCUCUUUCCCCCUUUGGUAACUAAAUGCUUGCUGUGGGGCUGACUCAGACCACACUUUCCCUGCUGUCAGCUUCUUGCCCGGAGAGCAACCGCAAUGCAUGCUGGGAUUGGCAGUGCCCUUCUCUACUGAACAGGCAGCUUCCUUCCGGUGAGUGAGCCAAAGCCAGCUAAGCUGGGAGAACGGAAACCCUCCCCGGUCAUCUGGAGGCCGCAGUGUUUGACCAACGCCAAGGGGGGCAGCCACGAAACCUCUGCUGCCAUACACAUGCUUCAACCUCUAGCUCUGGGACUGUGGAGGAGCAGGAAGAAGGAAGAGGCGAUGGGUGUGAGACAGGGGAAGAGAAGCCACGCCAAGUGCUUACCCGAGUUUGCUUUCUCCUCCCCCUGCCAUCUUUCCUUCUCCACCCUCCACAAAUCCCCUGAGAUCCCAAGGGGAAGCCCCCUCCCAGCAGAUACUGGUGGGGCACCACUGUUCUCGUGGCUCUUCUCCCCUGCACUUGGGGAUGUUCCUUGCAGAGAAGUGACAAUGAACACUGCUUAAAGGAGAGCUUUUUUCCUUGGCUCUUUGCUUUCGCAAAGAGACGCUGCAGCCAAGAGUGUAAAGCAGAAUCUGUGUAAGUCAAAUGUGUUCAAGAUUCAAUCUUAUUUUAUGGUGUAUCUGUUUAUUUACUGUAUUCAGACUAGAUAUUUUUUUUAAAAAAAUAAUUUUUAUGAGUAUAAAAAUAUGACAAUACAAUCAUACACCUUAAUAUUUAAAGAUUCCUCCGAAUCUCUGUACUUCCCGCCUUCCCUGGCAUGGGUCCUAUUGUCAACCCUUUCAACUGCAUAUUAUUCAGUAGUCCAUAUUUUAUAUCACUGCAUUGUGUCCAUAGUAUUUGCUACAUUGCAAGUGUUAGUGCAGUCCUGCUAACGCUUUCAUCUGCUUACAGUGGUCUCCAAGAUAAAUUAUAAAAUUUCCUCACUCUUUGUUAAAUUUUGGUCUUCUUGGUCCCUGAGCUUCCCGGUCAGUUUUGCCAUUUUGGCAUAAUCCAACAGUUUAAUUUGCCAUUCUUCUCUGGUAGGGACUUUGUCUUCUUUCCAUCUCUGGGCUAGCAACAUCCGUGCUGCUGUCAUCAUGUACAUAAAAAGUCUUUUCUGCUGCUUUGGAAUGUCAGCACCCACAAUUCCUAGUAGAAAAGCCUCUGUUUUUUAAAAUAAAAGUUAGUUUGAACAUUUUUUUCAACUCAUUAUAUAUCAUUUCUCAGAAUGCUUUUAUUACCAUACAAGACCACAACAUAUGAUAAAAGAUGCCUUCUUUUUCUUUACAUUUCCAGCAGAUAUUUGUACCUGUCUUAUACAAACUAGAUUUUUUUUAAAGCCUACAAUCCACUUAAUAAAGACAAUUAGUGGAAUACUUGUGUGUGGCCCAGGAUUGAUUUUUUUCUUCUGUAGAACAGUGGUGCUUGGUAGCGGGGGAAAGACCCCCCCCCACCCUUGAUGUAAGGCAGUAACCGUAUGCUUUUGAGUGGAUUUUGUAGAAAUCUACAGGUACCAAAUGCACAUUUUAAUUAUGAUGCAUAUGGCUGCAACAUUCUAAUGGCAGUGGACCUCCUUGUUGUCAAGCUUGCAUUGCCCAUAUUGAUAUACAUUCUGUGAAAUAAAACAGACCUCAAAUUCCCACAGGCGCACUACCCUUGGCUACAUUCUACGGUCCCCACAGUAUAAAUCACAAAUGACAAGUACAUGAGACCUGUCAGUGACUGCUUGCUGGUGGGUUUGAAGUGGUAGCCUACUGUGUGCAGAGCAUAUCAAGAGCCAAGUUGCCCUCCUUUGGUCAGCAGGAGUUUCAGAGUUCACAAAACUUUCCUAAUUAAAGGUAAGAAUGCAAAUUCUUAUCACAGCUAGAAACGGAGUCUAGAGACUUCAUUCUGUGCUUAUUAAUAACUUCUCCCUAGGUUGCCUCAUAUAUUUGCAAAUGGUACUCUUGGGGGUAAAAUUACUCUAGCUACCUGAAUAUAGUAAAUUUGACAGAUAGAUUGCAUAGAUAAUUGCAACUGUAAUUUCUAUGGGUUUUGAGUGUCGUAAUUGUUUUAUUUGUAUGCCGCUUUUCUGCAAAGAGAAUCAUGCUCAAAGCGGCUUACCACAAAGGAAUCGGGAAAACAUCUCAAAAUCAAUCAUCACUGGAACGAUUUCAUAAUAACUAGAACGGUUUCAGCACUAUAAAUAUAACAAGAUUACAUUAAUUACAUUACAUCUCCUGGCGGUAGCCAGAAUAACACCUUGGUUCUAUAAGUCCCUCUCAGUCCCACCCUGAAUCUGCUUCUUAUAAGGCUUUCAAAGGCAGAGGGUCGGGUACUGAGAAGCACCUUUGCCAUGAUGUUGCUCGUGAAUAGACCCUUAGAUACAGAGUUUUGAGUAGAUUGUUAGAUUCUGAAUUGUCAGCUUUCAAAGUAUUUUCCAUAAUUAUAGAUCAUGUUCCCCAGUUUGUAGUUUUGUUUUGUUUUUGAAAUACAGAAAUCACAAAUGAACACUUAGAUUUAGGACAACUCAAAACAUCACACUUGUUGAAAAUAACACUGAUGUUUCCUGCAGCAUAAAAAGAUGUAAUAUGCGCAGCCGCCCUCAGUAAUUGUGAAACUGCAAUUACUUCAUCUCAGACUUACGCAUGUAUAUAGUGACAUGGAAAUGGGAACGAUAAUUUUACAGAAAGGGAAAAGGCGUCUUUCACAACACAGUGACUAAAAUUUAAUAAAAUAGUUUCUUAGUAACCUUGUUCACAUAACUAGAUUUACAUUUCAGCAGCCAAUUAUAUAUUCCACACACUUCGGCUUUUGUCUUAUCAAAUGUCGCAUCCAGCUCUGCCUUUCAGCAAAAAACAGUAAAAUUUUCCAACUGGUUUUAUUUAAUUGUAUUUCUUAGCUGCUUUCUCUGCCCAGAGACUCUCAGGGUGGCAUGCAGCAGUCCAGUUUAUAAUACAACUGUGUAAGUUAAUUAGACAAAAAGCAUUUAAAAGCACAAUUUAAAAUCAGUAAUGAAAAGCAAACUAACAGCAUGUGAACUAGAAAAAGAAGACAUGUUGAACAUUUGAACUUUUUGAUUCAUGCAAGUAUGAUGAAAACUUUUACCAGCUGGAAGAACUGAAGGUUUCACCUGAGUAAUGAAAGGUGCUUCUUUCAUUUUAUGCAGUUGUGGUUGUAUUUUAUAAUGUAAAUGUUCAGUCUUCAUGUCUUCAGAAAAACAAAUCCUGAAAAACAAGCCUGCAAAAUGCAGCUGCAAAAGUGUUCCCUUAGGACUUACAUUUACCAGAUGCCGUUGCAUGCUUUGAAUGGCUUCGAUAAAUAAAUGUCUGUGAAUUAUACACUUUGAUCAUGGUUGGUACGCCAGACUUUGCCCCUCUUUCACAUUUCCUCCAAACCCAUUUCAGCUUCUGUGCUGUCCAUUGCGUUCUAACCUAACCUAGCUACCGAAACCUAUUUCCACCCUUCCUCAUCUGAAUCCCUUAUGCUUGGUCACAGAUUCAUGGAAUUGGUCAGUUGGAAGGGAUCCCAAGGAUCAUCCAGUCCAACCCCCUGCAAUGCAGCAAUCUUUUCCCCCCAACGUGGGUCUCAAACCCACAACCCUGAGUCUUAAGAGUCUCAUGCUCUACCAACUGAGCCAUUCCUAACCUCUGUUUCACUAUUGACUAACUACUGUCUUUUCUGUUCAGUAUCCUGGUAUCCUUUUCACAAUCUGUCCUUUUCUCUUUCUUGUAUUCUCCUGAUAAGAAAUUUCCUUGAUGGAUUCCCAUCUUUAAGACAGGUCCAAGCAGCUACUGCCUUCUAGUAGUGUGACUAUGUGGAACUCUCUUUUCUUCAUUCAAUUCCAUAUGAAGCGCCAAUAAGGAGCUCAGGGUUUGAGUUAGUGCAAAUUCAAUAUUCUGGAGAACAUCCAAUACCUUAUGGUUACUUGCAAACAUUUCCCUGCUUUAUUUUUACCAUAGACUCAAAAACAGCACCUUAAACUUUGUACUGGAUUAGCCAUACAACAGGGGUGCCCAACGUUUUUGAGCCUUUGCACAGAAUAAGAAAUCUAAAACCAUUGUAGAUACCCCAAGGGACUUGUUUCACAGAGUGGAAAUUGGUGAUGCUCAUAAUCUCCCCCAAACAGACGAAACACGUACACCCAUCCCAAAAAACAGGCAACACCCACCAAAAAAGGCAGCUGCCUCACACACAAAAAAACACAAAACCAUUAAUCAGAAUAAAUUGGGAGGAGCAAGAAGCCUCGAGGGACACAGGGUGAAGAGUUCCAGCCCUUUAGCAAACCUUUAUGAAAGUGUGAUACUUUAGAAUGUGCAAAGAAGGUUUCAGUUAUAAUUUCCAGAACUGCCCAGUAUCCCCUUCUCUCUUUCGUUUUCGCAGCACUUAAGUUGCAACGUGUGGUUUUUUUUUUCAUUCUCUGUGCAGUAGAGAAUUAAAAAUUUAGGACCAUACAGAUAAAUACAACAUGUUUCAAAGCACAGCCUCAUCAGAUGAUUUUUUAAAAAAAUUAAAAUCUAAAUGUUUACUUUAAACAGUGUAUUUUUUAUUGUUGUUGAAAGGGACAAUCUUGUUUUAAGCGCUAUGUAUUAACAGUGCACCUAUCUGCAAAUCUGCUUGUCCUCUUCCUGAAAUGCUUUGGCAGUUUGGAUAGGAGCAGGUAAUGGGAUAUAUUCAGACAACUUACCUGGGAGAUCAGGGAACCUCAACCCAACACCUUUCCUGCUUGAAACUGCAUAGGGCAAUAUUAUUUAAUUCCUAUUCUUGAGUUAUCUACCAGUACUGUUGUGGCAUUGGCACCCAUUGUUACUUGAGUGCAUACCUCACAUCCAGGAAAAGAGCAAGAAUUGCCAUUCUUAACAAUCCUGGAAGCAAGCAGUCAAUGAAUGAAUAUUGCUUUUGCCAGCUGACUGGCCACACAGCUGGUGAUCGUUUUUAACAUCUCUUGAGAACAGAGAUUCAUAUGACAUGCUGGGUACUCAUUCAGUAAGGUGGCAUUUGCACAUAUGUAUCUGCGGAUUAGAUCUAAAGAGCCUCAAGGUGUAAAAUAGAGUUGCCAGAUUUCAAAAAGUGAAAAUCUGGACACAAACGUUGUUGAGCUUUUUGUUUUGCCUGAAGUUUUUUGAGUUAUUUUAAAGGAAAUUCACCAAAAUCUACACUCCCAACAUGGGUUGCCAUACGUCCGGAUUUUCCCGGACAUUUCAGCGAUUUCCCCCCAGAAGCUGUUUCCGACUGCCAAGUCCCAUCUAUGUCUGGGAAAUUACAGACGUAUUAAAAGGUAAAGGAACCCCUGACCAUUAGGUCCAGUCGUAACUGACUCUGGGGUUGUGGCGCUCAUCUUGCUUUAUUGGCCGAGGGAGCCGGCGUACAGCUUCCGGGUCAUGUGGCCAGCAUGACUAAGCCGCUUCUGGCAAACCAGAGCAGUGCACGGAAACGCCGUUUACCUUCCCGCUGGAGCGGUACCUAUUUAUCUACUUGCACUUCGACGUGCUUUCAAACUGCUAGGUUGGCAGGAGCAGGGACCAAGCAACGGGAGCUCACCCUGUCGCGGGGAUUCGAACCGCCGACCUUCUGAUUGGCAAGCCUUAGGCUCUGUGGUUUAACCCACAGCGCCACCCACAUCCCAUACAGACGUAUAGCAGCCCUAUAAACAUGUAUAUAUAUCUUCUUUGAGGGCAGGGCUGUUUCUGCAUAUAGAACUGUGGUUUUUUUUAUCCAUUUGAAUGGAUCGCGUGCCCCAACCAAAGAAGGGACCAGAAACUGCCUUUUCCAGCUUCCUUAAGCGUAUGUGAUUUGCCUCAGUAGCGUCACACGAGAGUCUCCUACAGGGUGCGAUGCAUUUCUAGAUAUCAUACCGGUAAAUUAUCGACCAUUCUGCUCACUUGACAUCAGUCCAUCUGAUGUAUGUUGAUGAUUAGGGCUACAUGGCAUCAUUUAAAGUUGCUGCAGGAAUAUUCGUCCUCAUGCCAAUCCAAUGACCUAUUUAAAUGCAAAUGAUCCUAGAAAAGGGGGUAACGUGAGGGGCAAAAGGGGGAGGAGGCAUUUUGUCUAACAGGCACUAUUAGCUGGAAGCAGUGAAAUAAAUAAAUAAGACCCUGGAGUCAAGGUGGGGUCAUUAAAAGAGAAACUAGGUUAAUAUUAUAUUUAAUUAUGUUUCUAUGAACUCUCUGGCUCUGCUUGAAAUCUUGUAUUUUGAAACAGCACAACAAAGCAGCAUUGUGAUUACAGCUAUUAAAGCAAUUUACUGUCAAUCUGCCUUAGCUGAGUUGCUGGGCAAGAACUAUGAUACUUUAGUUUUUAGUAAAUUCUUGUUCCAUUUUUACCCAUUAUUUAAUGCCCUAAUUCCUACCACGGAAGUAAGAUUUUGCUAUAUGGUCGUCCACAACACAUACAAACUACACAGAGGGGAAAAUUUUAUUCGCUUCCUACAAGAAUCCCAUAUAACAUUCCAGACGGACCCAAUUGUGUUUGCUGUAUGUCAGAUUUUAGGAAAUAUUGCAACAUCACUGUGCUGUAAGCUAUAACAUGUUAAGUGUAAUGGAAAUGGCACAACCUAUCUUGCCACAACCACUCCAGAUUUUUGAAAUGCUACCCAAGCCAUUCUGGUAUUUGCUUUUUUAUUGCAGAAGAUGCUUUUCUUAGGCCUCAUUUUUCCUUUUCAUUAGUCGUUUGUGAUAGUUCCGAAGACUGAGAUGUACAAAGUUGUAUUGAAUCAGUUUUUGACAUAGAUGUUUUGUAUAUUCGUAUAUACUGAAAGUUUCUAAUUCUUGGAUGUAUAAGAGGCACAGUCCUAAUUUACUUCAUUCUGUAAUGCCAUUCUGUAAUUCAGCUUCAGGAGUUAUUCUCAAUACAUUUUGUAUAGUCAUAACAGAAUAUAGUGUGUACUGAUAAUAUAUUUCCUCUUUCCCCCCUCUUAGGUUUUGAACUUGGCUUUGCUAUGUCAAGUCCCAAUGCCCUCGUGUGCUGGGAGGCUCAGUUUGGUGACUUCCACAAUACAGCACAGUGCAUCAUUGAUCAAUUUAUCAGCUCGGGACAGGCUAAGUGGGUUCGUCACAACGGGAUUGUCCUGCUUUUGCCUCAUGGAAUGGAAGGAAUGGUAGGGCUUCCAUUGAUCAGAAUAAUAGUUCCCUGUGUACAACUAAUUUCACAAUUAUAUAUCUCUAAUAUUUAUUUAAAUAAGAAGAAGGAAUUGCUGUUACAGAUGUGUAUCAGUGGGUAUUUCCCAAAGAACAAACGUGUAAUGAUUGAAAGAGAGAAUAGCCCCCCCCCAAAUGCAUAUAGUGGUUAGUUAAAAGUAAAAGGAGAUGUGGUCUAAACCACUGAGCCCCUUGGGCUUGCCGAUCAGAAGGUCAGCGAUUCGAAUCCCCACGAUGGGGUGAGCUCCUGGUGCUCUGCACCAGCUCCUGCCAACCUAGCAGUUUGAAAGCACUCCAGUGCAAGUAGAUAAAUAAGUACCGGUGUGGUGGGAAGGUAAAUGGCAUUUCCACACACUCUGGUUUCCGUCACGGUGUCUCGUUGCACCAGAAGCGGUUUAGUCAUGCUGGCCACAUGACGUGGAAAGCUGUCUGUGGACAAAUGCCGGCUCCAUCGGCCUGAAAGCGAGAUGAGCACCGUAACCCCAUAGUCGCCUUUGACUGGACUUAACCGUCUAGGGGUCCUUUACCUUUUACUUAAUGAUUAAUCCUGUGCAUUUGUACUUGGAAAUAAAUUCCACUGCAUUCAAUGAGGUUCAACAUCUGAGUAAUAGUGUGCACUUAUAAGGUGCUCCAUUUAUACAAUAAACAUAGUCAGCCAUCUAUUAAACCUACGUCAGAGAGGGUGAUUAUAAAGGCUACACACAACCACUUCUAUCAAACCAACUAAAUUCACAUCAUCCUGCCCAGUAUGGAAAUUAAUGACAAUUAUAUUUAGGAUCUAUAUUCUUCCAAGGCAUGCCAACUUGUUUUUCUUUACAUGAUGUGAUUCUCAGGGCCCAGAGCAUUCUUCAGCCAGGCCAGAGAGAUUCCUUCAGAUGUGUAAUGAUGAUCCUGAUGCCUUUCCAGUAAGUAUAUAUAUAUAUAUUUCCUUCCUACCCAGUCAUCUCUCUUCAAGCACCACCUCUAAUAAUAUUAACAUUAACAUUCACAUCAACAUCAUCAUCAGCAACAACAACAUUUAUUUAUUUAUUUAUACAUACAUACAUACAUACAUACAUGCCCUGCCCAUCUGGCUGGGAUUCCACAGCCACUCUGGGUGGCUCCCAACAGAAUAUUAAAAACAUGAUAAAACAUCAAACAUUAAAAACUUAGCUAAACAAGGCUGCCUUCAGAUGUCUUCUAAAAGUCAGUGGGUUGUUUAUUUCCUUGACAUCUGAUGGGAGGGCGUUCCACAGGGUGGGUGCUAGUACUGAGAAUAUUAUUAUUAUUAAUCUCAUUCCCACCCCAUUUUUCUUCAGCAUGGGACAUCUCUGUCACACACUUUGUAAGCCCUGCAGAUGGAAAGUCCUGUGUUCAACGACGCUGCAGCUCCUGUAGGCCCCAUAUCUGAGAGUCACCAGAGUGUUCCUUGGCAUUGCUGGACCAGGUUGCAGUCCUUGCUGGGAGGGUCCAAAACAAAUAGGGGGGAAGGCUGUUUCAGGACAGAAACAGUUGUGGACACUUUCCUUCCUCUGCUGGAGACUGUGGAGAAGCCUGCUGCUGCUGCCCCUGCUGCCUAAGCUGUGUCUGUUGUGUCAUUCACUGCCUAUUGUUGUGUCAUUCACCACUACUAUGGUUAAACCAAGUCAUGUGUACAUUCAGUGUAGCACAGCUGCAGGAUGACUGGGGAGAAGCAAAUCUGCCACAUUCUCCAUCCAGAGUCUACAUAUUCACAAAUUCACACCGAGCCAUUAUUCGGCUUAGCAAGAUGUGCAAACCAGGCUAUUGGCUUCCUUUCUAAUGCCCAUAAUCUGCCUUUGUUCAGGAAUUUGAAGAUGAUUUUGCAGUUUCCCAACUCUAUGAAUGCAACUGGAUUGUGGUGAACUGUUCAACUCCAGCCAGUUACUUCCAUGUCCUCCGAAGGCAGCUCUUGUUGCCAUUUAGGAAACCUGUAAGUAUUGACAUUUAGUGCUUUUGUACUAAUUAAAAGUAUUUCAGUCUUUUCUGUAAAAAAAUAAUGAAGUAUGGAUGAUGGAAGACUAGGCCUGUACUGUAGAAAGUGGGUUUAAAUUCAGUUAUAGUUAAAAAAUUAAAGAGCCCAAUUGCUUAUUUUAGGAAACUUCUAGAAUAUUCAAAAUUGUUUCAGAAAGUCAUACUGCAAUUUGUUUAGAUAUAGCUAUGCCACACAACAAACCCCUGCCCCACUGAGACAAACUAUUUCGGCUAAUGGUUGACUACUUUGUCCAUUACUGAUUUAUGUAACGUACUUUUUAGACAUCAGAGGGAUUAGGGCAGGCAGAGGCAUCCAAGGACAGUAAAGUGCUCAUAUCUCCAUGAAUUUUAUUAAAACUUAAGACCCUUUAGAUAGGGGUACUUCUACCCUAGUUCAUCUCCAGGCACUGAACCCAUUCCUUUUUUGUAUGGAAACCAAAUUCUUUGCUUGUGUGAAGUAAUCUGACUCAAUAAAGGCAACAUUUUACAAUUGUUAUACUGCCUAUUUUACAGCUGAUUAUUUUCACACCAAAGUCCUUGCUGAGACAUCCUGAAGCAAAAUCCAGCUUUGAUGAAAUGGUGUCAGGUAGGUUCACUUAUGUACGUUUUGUUUUGAAACAUGCCUUACAUUACAUUGUUGGCAUGGGAGUACUGCGUUUGUGGCAUGGAGACCCUUCCAUGGGAAGAAAAUAGCAAAAACACAGUAGAAUAGCUGCAAAUGGAUCCGCGAUUGCUGGGGGAACUUAUUUGUGAUGUCUACUUGUCAGCCAAGAUAGGGUGCUCAAGGUCUUCACUGAUACAAAGCAAAUCUCGUAUUUUUUUCUAAAAAUUAUAAUAGUUAUAACAAUGAUUGUUGUUCCUCUGCCUGUUCAGAAUAUUAUUGAAUUUAAGAAUUACAGAACCGAUACAAGUACAUGAGAGUUAGGAAAAAUUGCCACUGAGAACCAGUUGUGUUUCAUGAAGGGAGUCAUUUUCUCUGUGUAAUUACUAUAGAGCGGCAGUAUCCCUAAGUUAUGGUGAGACUGGAAACUAUGGAAGGAGGGAAAGAAGGCUUUCUAAUCCAAGGAAUAUACCAAAAAUUACUUAUAUUUUUGAGAAAUCCUCUAGGGUUGAUCAGACUAGGCACCUUGUAUUAAAACACCUUUGUUGCACAUCUAGGUACCAGCUUCAGGCGUGUGAUCCCUGAAGAAGGACCUGCAGCUGAAGCUCCCGGGGAGGUCAAGCGGGUCAUUUUCUGUACUGGGAAGGUAUACUAUGAUCUUGUUAGAGAGAGAAAGAACCAGGAUUUGGAGAAGGAGGUGGCUAUAACCAGAUUGGAACAGGUAAAGCAAAGAGAGAGAACUUGGUGUGCGCAUUAUUUUUAAAAUGUACAUGCCUGUGAAGUACACAUAAUAACCUUUCUCAUACUGAAUCUGUUGUUAAUCUGAUAUGAGGUACACACAUGGUGGAAGUUGCUCCCAGUACCAGUCAUCACAUGGAAGCAGCCUAAGGUCUAAAUAGCUUACUGUUGCAGAAGAUAAGGCUCUGUAAAACAGUUCUGGACAUAGAUACAGACAAAUACAGAUACAGACAAAGUAUCUCUGUUGCUCCAUAUAAUACUGAACAAGCAACACCAACAGACUGAGGACCGACAGACCAACUAAUAGACUGCUGAGUUGACAUGCAUUAAUCACAGAUAUAGUUGGGGCACUGGGCCGUUACCAUCGCAACUGGCUCGGCUGACUGUGCACCUGAAAUUAGCUCAUCCAUGGGGUGAUUUAACUCAGGAAGGAAAUCCCUAUCUCAUGUCCAGUUACUUCAGCAAAGUCAGACUAAUGGUUCAUCUAGUUCACUACUGCCUUACACAGACUAGUAGCGUCUCUUCAGGGUUUAAGCAGGGAGUCUGUCCCAAGCCUACCUGAUGACGUGGCAGAUUGAACAAGGGGCCUUAAACCUAGACAUGUAAACCAAAUGUUGUGCCAAUAAUAAUAAUAAUAAUAAUAAUAAUAAUAAUAAUAAUAAUUUAUUAUUUAUACCCCGCCCAUCUGGCUGAGUUUCCGCAGCCACUCUGGGUGGCUCCCAAUCAAAUGUUAAGAACAGUAUAGCAUUAAAUAUUAAAAACUUCCCUGAACAGGGCUGCCUUCAGAUGUCUUUUAAAGAUAGGAUAGCUGCUUAUUUCCUUCACAUCUGACUGUUCCACAGGGCAGUCGCCACUACCGAGAAGGCCCUCUGUCUGGUUCCCUGUAACCUCACUUCUUGCAAUGAGGGAACCGCCAGAAGACCCUCAGCACUGGAUCUCAGUGUCCGGGCUGAACGAUGUGGGUGGAGACGCUCCUUCAGGUAUACAGGACCGAGGCCGUUUAGGGCGACAGCCCAUCCUGUUGACACUUUUUGGUGUCAAAGUAACAAAAACUUGAAGUUCUGUUUUUAAAAAAAGAGGGGGGGGGAAGAAACACGAGGUGUUUUGAUUUGGUGAAUGGAGCAUAAGAUUAUGUAGAAUAACUGGACUGGAAACUUACCUGAUGGGAAUUGACUAGGUUGACUUCUGCAAAUUAUGAACCCCGUUCUGUAUUUAUAAAAUGUGAAUACUUAGUGAUCUGCUGCCUUCACAAGGGUAUUCUAAUGCUGCUUUUCACAAGUGAUGCUUAAAACUGUUUUCCCAUUUCUUUCAUCUGAAAAUGAAAAAAAAAUACUAUAUUGACCAAAAUGAACAUUUGAUUUUAAAAAUGGUAGUUUCCCACUUUCUGCCUUCUCAACAUCAACAGGUAGUGCAUUGCAAAUGAAAGUGCUUUUGGCAUCACUUUUGAUCUGAGGAUUCUCGUGAUGAGGAUUCUCAAGAUGACAUCCAAACACUGCAUGCCAUUGUGAGACGCUUUUGGUUCCUUUUGAUGUGAGCAGGAAUGUAUCUAAGUCCAAGAAUAACAGUAGGAUUACUCAACAAAUGUAGUGCCUGGGCAGAAUAUAUCAUUUGCAGAAAGCAACGUGCUCUUUUCUUCGCUGUGACUGUAUUGUAUAAUUCUUUUUAACCAAAUUAUUUUAAAAAAAACCCAGCAAUGUCAUAUAUACUCAUAUUGGUAAAUUUUCAUAUGUCCAUAUUAACUAGUUGGAUUCUGCCCCAUGUAUAAAAAGGUAAACACAGUUAAGACUCAUUGAUCUAAAAUGAAAGUUUAAACAUGGUCAGUGCCACUCUUUUGCUAAGACAAUGAGACCUGAAAGUGCUUAGCUUUGACUAGAUUGUGUCUAUAAGUAUUCAUGUGAGUGAAAUAAAAAGUACAUUUAUGAUGAAAGUGGCAGUACAUGUAUUGUUUGUCGAACAAAUGACAGUACUCGCACCACCUUCAGAAAUUUGCAGCAGAAGUGAAAUACACACAACUCAACUUUCGUGGGAAUAGCCUGUAAAGCCAAAAUCAGAUUUAGUCAAAAAACAUUGGGUUCAGUGGAGGGUUGGAUUGCCAAAGUCUUUUUCCUUAUAUGCCCAUCCGCUCCCUUGUACAUUUCCUUGUAUGCCCAUCUUCUCUGCUCUCCUCCUCCUCCUCCUCCUCCUCCUCCUCCUCCUCCUCCUCUUCUUCUUCUUCUUUUUCUUCUGUUACAUUUUUUUGUGAAGCACGUAAAGCUGAGUGCACAAAAUUGCUAGUUACCUGCAUAUACUUGCUAACUGUUCUUGCCUUCACCAAUGUAACUGUUGUGUGUGGGUCAGAUCGGGAUAUUAGAGCAUUCCUUACAUACUAAUUUGGAGAGAUUCCUUUUUUGAAAUGUGCCACACUCACUGGGAGCGGUAGACGAUAUUCCUCAUGUAUUUGAGGAAUAAAGAUGUGUAUACGCAGUGGGGACCUGUUACCAUGCCAGAAAUUUCUAUAUUUCCAUUUCCUUCUAGAUCUCCCCUUUCCCUUUCGACUUGCUAAAAUCGGAAAUUGAGAAGUAUGCUAAAGCUGAUCUUGUCUGGUGUCAAGAAGAACACAAGAACAUAGGCUACUACGACUACGUCAAACCUCGUUUCCGCACCAUUGUGAACCAUAUUCGACCCAUAUGGUAGGAUGUUUGCAGCGGUUUUCUUUUCAUUCAGGGCUGCUGCCCCCUUUUGUUUUUGUUUUUGCUUUUGGUGCAUUGCCAAGAACAUAUGAAUUAAGAAGUUGAAGAUGAAGCCUUGAUAUUUCCGUCUGGGCUGCUGGGCUGUACUCUGGCUGGCAGUGGCUUCAGUGGCAACUUUUCCUAUCCAGGCUUCCUGGGAUAAAAAAUGGAGAUGCUGGACCUGGCCUGGGACCUGCUGCAAGCCUAUGUCCCUUUUGUAGGCUGCGUCUCUGCCACUUUCAGAUAUGCCAUACUUUUCCGUCUAUAAGAUGCCCCCAUGUAUAAAACUAUUUUGGGGGACUCAAAGUUAAGAAAAUGGGGGAGAUGGCACAGAGUUGUUGAGCUUUUUUUGUGGAGGAUUGCCCAAAGUUGUUGAGUUGUUUUUUUUUGGGGGGGGGGGAAUUGUCGAAAAUCACUCACUCACACGCAUCACAAAAUCCACUUCCCACAAAGAAAUAAAGAAAAUAUUAAGAAUAUCAUAUAGUAAAAGGCCAGAGGCAUUUCUUUUAGGAAUUUUAAAUGACAAUAUUCCAAAAGACAAAACUAAUUUUUUCUUAUACACAACGUCUGCAGCAAGAAUCCUGGCGGCUAAGUACUGGAAAGGGAAUCAGUUACCCACUAGGGGAGAGUGGUUAUGUAAGCUUUCAGAAUACUUAGAAUUAGCCAAACUGACAGACAUAAUAAGACAAAAACCAAAAAGUGAAGUAAAAAAAGAAUGGGAGUGCCUAAAUGAAUACCUCAAAAGUCAAGGUUCGAGGACAGAAAUCUGGCUGAGUCUGGAAUAACCUUGUGAAGUGAAAGGAUAAGAAAAAGGGAUUUAUAUCUAGAUGUUAGGAUAGAGAUGAUAAGGAAAACAAGAAAACAGGAAAACACAAUGAGAGGUAAAGGAGGUGCUGUGGGAUUGGUGGAAGUCAAUGUCUUGUUGUUGUUUUAGUGUUUAUCGUAUUAACUUAUAAGAUAUGGAUUUGUUGUUGUUUUUAGUUGUUGUUGCUUUCUUUAGUUUUUGAAUGUUGGUUUUUGUGUGUUGUGUAUUGUUAUUUUUCAAUAUUUUUUGUGUUGUUGUUGUGAGGAAAAUACUAAUAAAGUUUAUUUAAAAAACAAAAAAACAAAAACAAAAAACAAAAUCCACUUCCCAUUUGUCCCAUCGCCAGCAGAACCUGCCAAUUGCCUGCCCAACUGCAUCAGCCAUUGAUGCAGCAACCAAUAACACACACAAUAGCCACUGACAGCCAUGGCAGCAACCAAUCAAACAUCCACUCUAUGCACUACCCAUGUAUAAGACGACCCCACUUUUUAGCAUGAGUUUUAAAGAAAAAAACCACAUAGUCUUAUACACGGAAAAGUGUGGUAUGUGAACUUCCUAUAGAACCUUGAGGUGUUGCACUCAAACUAUGUAUGUGAGAUACAUAGAUCCACAGGACUUGCAAUCUGAAACAAAGAAAGGGGGAAAUGGAAAUGAGGGUACGCAGAGAAAGAAUAUGAUCAUUACAAUUAUGCACACUUAGUUACUGUAAGGCAUACGGAUUGGGGGGGGGACGGGACACCCAGAAAAGGUGUUUUGAAAUAAGGGAGGUGGUUGUACAGAGGCAUUCUGAGAGGCAGGCCCCGGCAUACUGGACAGCAUGGGGAAAUGGACAGAGUAUUCAGGAAAUGGGAGACUUUUAGACAGCUAAGGCUGAUCGAGCUAGAUAAAAUCACAGAGAGGGAACAUAAGAAUGGAGAGAGACAAGGCAACAACUGAUGAUGAGGGGAAGUUUGUGCAGGAUCUUGGAGGGAAACAGAAACAAGAGAAAGGAUUUAAGUAGGAAAGUACCAGUGAAGUUUCAAUAAAGCAAGCAUCUUGUACAUGAACAACAGUUUGAGGAGUCACUCACAAUGGAAUUCAUGAAGCUUAACAGUACAGGUUGGCUGAAAUAGUUUUUACCCACAUAAUAAGUGGAUAGCCUAAGCAAGUAAGCCUAGCCUGGGGCAAAUAGUAACUAGAAUCCUAUACAUAUAAGUAAAAGUCUAUAGAAAGUAUCUAAUAUAAGAGGUGACUAAUGUAAGAGGUGUUUAUUAUCAGUGUGUCUCUGCUUCAAAAAACGUCACAUCUCAUUUCUGUCAUUUGCCUCCUUGUCUCUUCUGCUUCAAGGUAUGUCGGCCGUGAACCAGCUGCCGCUCCAGCAACUGGUAACAAGAACACGCAUCUCGUGUCACUCAGAAGGUUUUUGGACACAGCCUUCAACCUGGAGGCAUUUGAAGGAAAGAUGUUUUGA
Molecule: messenger RNA, 53215 nt
Organism: Podarcis lilfordi (Lilford's wall lizard)
Lineage: Eukaryota; Metazoa; Chordata; Lepidosauria; Squamata; Lacertidae
Source: the annotation of a GenBank genome assembly